CCAUUUUUGAUAGUUUUUUUUUUUUCUGCCUUUGCAAAGAAAAUUGAAGCAGUGGCAUUCCAUUUGUGGUGAAUUUGGAAUCUUAUGUUUUUCCAUGUUGGUAAAUUUAGCAUUCUUCUAGAAUGCUAUAACUUGGUAUCUAUUUAAACACACAUAUAAGCACAAACAAACAGAAACCCACACAAUACACCAUUAAGUUUGCAUGUCAACAUAUUUUUGAUUUGACUUUUGUCAGUCUCUGAAGAUUUUUGUUUUAAUCAAUAGGCUUUAUUUUGUAGAGCAGUUUUAGGUUUACAGCAAAAGUGAGAGGAAGGUACAGAUAUUUUUCCAUAAUAACCCCCAUCCCCACAUGUGCAGCUUCCCCCACUGUCAGCAUCGCCCACCAGGGUGGAGCAUUUGUUACAAUCAAUGAACCUACAUUGACAGAUCAUUCUCGCCCGAAGUUCAGAGUAUGUAUUAUGAUUCACUUUGGGUCAUGUACAUUCUACAGGUUUGGAAAAAUUUAUAAUGAAAUGUAUCUAUUAUCGUUGUGUUAUACAAAGCAAUUUCACUGCCCUGAAAACUCUCUGUGCUCUGCCUAUUCAACUUUUCCUCCUCCAAACCCCUGGCAAUUACUAAUCCUUUUACUGUCUCCAUAGUGUUAUACUUUCCAGAAUGUCAUAUAGUUGGAAUCAUACAGCAUAUAGCCUUUUCAGAUUUGGUUCUUCCACUCAGCAAUAUGUAUUCAUGUUUUCUCUAUGUCUUUUCAUAGCUUGAUGUUCUCUUUUUUUUAAUUUUUAGUGCUGGAUUAUUUUCCACUGUCUAGAUGUACCACAGUUUGUUUAACCAUUCACCUAUAAAAGGACAUCUUGGUUGCUUCCAAGUUUUGGCAAUUAUGAAUAAAGCUGCCAUUUUUUGUGGACCUGAGUUUUCAUUUUAUCUGAGUAAAUUCCAAGGAAUAUAUGAUUCCCAGAUCUGAUGUUAAGAGUGUGUUUAGUUUUGAAGGAAUCUGCCAAACUGUCUUUUAAAGUGGCUGUACCAUUUUGCAUUCCUACCAGCAAUGAGGGAGAGUUCCUAUUGCUCCACAUCCUCUACAGCAUUUGGUGUUGCCAGGGUUUUGUAUUUUGGCCGUUGUAAUAGGUGUGCAAUGGUGAAGACUGUCUUAAUAUGGCCAAAUCAGUGGUUCAGUUGGAAUUCUCUUGUCUCAGCAGAAUGGACCGAGGUAUGUUCUUGAUGUUCUGAGAUCGACAGUGAAUGUCUUCUGUGGUUGCUACUGAGGGAUAAGAGAAGAUGGCAGACCAGAGGAUGGAUUACCAGCAUUUCAUCUAAAACUAUAAGCUGCAGCCAGCUUUGCCCCAUGUGCCUAUUGUGUAGGCUGUGGGGCUGGCAACCAAAGAAGUGGGAAUGCUGAGUCUAAGCCAGAAAAAAUUCAGUUCAGUCCAAACUCUAAUUAUCUUGGAGGCAGCCUUUGUUCCAUUUGGUGGUUGAUUCAUUCCGAGCAUGGUUUCUGAAUUUUACUGGGGAGAGUGCACGCGUGUGUGUGUAUGUGUGUAUGUGUGUGCAUGCACACGCUUGUGUGUGAGGUGUGGAAAUAUUGGUUACCUCAACAGGCAGCUUUUGUUUUCUGAUAGCAGCUUGUGUAACCAGCUGUCAGGUAGAGGGGCCUCAUUAGCAGAGCAGAUUCCUGGGAAGGUCUUACAAGGAACAGACGCUGCCAGCACGUGGUUGGCCUGAAAAGGCACAGCUAGGUAGGUGCUCUGCUCCUCUUCCUUAUGAUCAAAGAGAGAAGAUGCUCCCCUGUGAACAGAGAAGUGGAGCAGGGACACUAUCUUCACUGUAUGACCUCUGGCUGUAUGUACAGAUAGAGCACUCCAUUCAUGACAUGGACGCUCAGUAAGUAAUUAUGGGCAUGUCAGUUUGAGCCAGCCAGUAACUGAUCUUAACAUCCUCUCCCUGCUGUGGCAAAAUCCUGACCAUGGCAAACCUAGCUCUUCGUCUCAUUUAUGAUGCUGGUAGGACUUGCUUGCUCAGAGCUGCUGCUCUCACUUUUUCUGGCACUGCCCACUCCUCCCAGCCUCCUCAGGUUUUCUGUCCAGUCUUGGAAACGUCAACCAGCCUUGCUGGGAUCAGCUUCUCAUGUUCCUGAGCAGUGUCCUUCAGCUGUUUAGCAAUGUCUUCAAGCCCCAAAUACAUACAUGCUCCUAAUUAUAGUCUGCAUGCCCCACUGGUUUCUGCUAAUCCCCCUACCCUCAACUCCCACUCCAGCUCGUCUCUACACCCAUCUGGACCCUGGCCUUGGGUUUCAAGCUGUUACUUGUGUCUGACCUCUCUGUUGGACCUCUCGCUUGUACUGCCUUUUUGGAGCCUGCCAAACAAAUUAAUGUAAAUUAUAUACACAAGGUAAAUUUUACUCAGCCAUAAAAGCCCAGUUUGAGAUGGGGAAGCAUCUUCUGAAAAGAGGAUAACUCUACAUGAGGAUGAUUCCAAGCUUGUGGCCCAGAUUCUGCUCUGUGUGCUUUGACCCUGGGGGUCGGCAUGAAGGGAUUGUAUUCUGGGAAAUUUGCCUCUUCUGUCAGUGAUUCUGGGACCAUUUCCUGCUUUGCUGGUCAUUGGCGUGCUUGAGUGUUCCAUUUUAAGCCCCCCGAGUAGAUACCCUCAUUGGGCUGGUACUUGAAGACAUCACUUUUCCAGUGUUCUUUUACCAUCUGUCCAGGUCAUUACAGUUCCCUAAAAUGAGGAAAGGUAGUGGGGUUAUAUUCCCUGAGGGAAGAGGAAUCUGCAGUUGCCUUGGGAAGGAGACAGGAAUGAGAGAGCUUGGGUGUUAAAUUGUUCAAAACAUGGUUGUUGAUAAAAUGCUACAACAUUUCAGCCCUGUGGCCAAACUGUAUGUGGGAUUCUGAGCUUCCGAGAGCUCACAGAACUGUGUGUCAGUGGUUCAGUGAUUCAACUUAGGCCUACCUAGGCAGAUGGGCCUAGAUGAAAAGAGCUCUGAUUUUGUGUUUAAUCUUUGCUCUCUCUUAGUUGUUGAAGGAGGAGAAAAUAAUUUCACCAAGAUGUGAGGUUAUGCAAUAAGAAAGAGUAAGAGAGUGAGGAAUUAAGAAUAUAAUGAUGAUUUUAUUUUUCUUUUUUCUUUUUUUUUUGCUUAUUGGAAGAGAAUGAAUACUUCUUGAGUCCCAGGCUCUUACUAAAAUGAGCUCUCUUAUACAUACACACACACACACACACACAUAUGUAUAUUGAGAAAUCUACAUAUCUGUAUAUACCUUUAAUUUUCACAAUUGCCUUAUAAUGUUGAUUUUAAUGUCCUUAUUGUAAAAAGGUAUAUUGAAAACUUCAGACAUUUUAUAAAUUUCCCCCCAAAUCAGGUUUUCAUCAAUUUUAGAUUGACCAGGGAUGGUUAUACACCUUCCUCCCUGUUUCCUCCCUUCUUUUCUUUGGACAGUGUUUAUUUUGGACCUUACUAUCACUCAGCUUUAUGUUAGAUAUUGUUCAACUCAGGAGAGAGAAACCUCAUGACACAUCCUGAUAUAAAUUGACUACAUAUAUUUUAAAGUUUUUAUUUUGAAAUAAUGAUAGAUGCAUAGAGGCUCACAAAGAAAUGUAUGGGGAAAUGCCAUGUAUUCACCUUCCAGCUCCCUCAGGGUUCACAUCUUACUUGAUUAUGGUACAAUCUCAAAACCAAGGAAUUAACAUUGAUAUUAUCCAUAGAGCUUUUUCAGAUUUCCCCAGUUGUGCACACAUCAUUUGCAUUUGUGACAAUUUUGUCACAUGUGUAGCCCUGUGUAAUUACCUCCACAAUCAACAGCCUCUCUACUGUGCCAUCAUGGUAACACUUCUAUUUUAUGGCCACACCCAUCCCCUCUCCUCCAUCCCUAAGCCUUGACAACUGUUACUCUGUUCUUUAUCUCUAUAAUUUUGUAAUUUCACAGAUGUUUUUUAAAUGGAAUCAUAUGGCAUGUAUUCUUUAAAGACUGGCUUUUUUUUUUCUCACGCAGCAUAAACUGUAGAUACCAGUAUUCUGAUCCUUUUUAAUGCUAAAUAGUCAUCCACGGUACGGAUGUGCCAAAAUUUUGUCUUACGAUUCAUGCCCUGAAGGAUGUUUGGGGAGUUUCCAAUUUGAGGCUGUUAAUAAGGCUGCUAUGAACAUUUGUGUACAAGUUCCUGUGUUAAAAAGAGAUUAAGUUCUCGUGAUGUAUGUCUUAAAAUUCAUUUGCGCUUAAGUAUGAAAAAAAGUCAUCAGAUUGUAGAGGGAGUUUGACAGCUAUAGAGAGAAAACCCAAUUAGAACUUAGUAACAGUGGCUAAGGUUGUUUUUCAGCAAGUAUGAUCUUUAACCAACAUCAUGGGUCAUAAGAGAUUUCAACCAUUGCAAGCUGUAUGUUAAAGCCUUCACUAAUCCCACUGGCUUUUAUACUGAUUUUGUUCUAUCCGUCUUAUUCUAGAGUUAACGUUUCUGCCAGGACCAGUUGUGUAGCAGUAUGUCCUAUUUCUUAGUUCUUUAAAGGCAAUAACUCAGCCAUAAAAGCCAGCAGGAGAGUACUUCACUGACAAAUUGGUUGGCCAGUCUUGUGUAUGUGCAUUAAAUCGUUGGGAGCAAAUAGGAAAGAGGAAGAGUGGGAGCAAAGCCUCUUCCGGUUUGCUUUUAAAUGUUAAAAAAAAAAAAAAGAAAUAGAAGGUAAAGAAAGCAAAAUUACACUGGAUGGAUUAUUGUGUUGGUAAUAGGAAAGUAACAAACUAUUUUAUAUUGAUUUCCCAUAUCCCUGGGAUUAAAAUAAAGUGACAUGCAAACACUGUGAAAUAAUUAAAAUUCUGUCGUUAAUUUUUUUUUUCAAGUAGAUCUAAUUUGAUGGCAGAAGGCUUUCCCAGGAGGUCCUUUUCAGAGAUAGAGGUGUAAUUUGCAAUAGGAAUAAUUAUAGAAACAACAUUCAUAUUCUGCUUUAUCUUUAAAGUUCCAGGCCUAAGUUAAUUUGUUUGUUUAUUCAUUUGUUUGUUCAUUUAUUCAUUCAUUCAAAUGAUAUUCUGAAUAAUUAUUAAUAUUUCUGCUUAUAAGCCUAGAUACUAAAGGGGCCCGAUACCACCUUCUGUGCUCCCCUUAAACCACUUCAUUCCCCAUCACCCCAUGAUUUUCCACAUUCAUGACUUCUCCUUGGGACACUUAUCCCCUCUGAUCACUUGUCUGAAAUCUACCUGUUCUUCAAAUCCCACCUCAAGUCUUACCUCCUCUGUUGACUUGCUUCUGAUUUCUCCUAGCUAGAAAUUUCAUACCUCUCUUCGGAUUUCCUCCAACAUUGUGUCUGUGGCCCUUUAAUACUUUCUACUUUAUAUUGUAGUUAUUUAUGUCCAUUUAACAUUCUUGCUACUCUGUUGUUAAUUUCCUUAGUAGUGGAUUCAUGUUUGAUUCCUUUUAGUGUUUAUUUGUUCUCUCCUUCCCUCCCUUCUUUUCUUUUUUCCUUCCUCUCACUUUCUUCCUUUCCUCCCUCUGUUCAUUUUUUUCUCUCAUUAAAUAUAUGCUGAACACCUACUAUAUACCAAACACUGUAAUAGGGGCUUUGAGUAGAAAGAAUUAAGAGCCAUUGUAGGUUCCUAAGGCAACCUAAUUAUGUACUUAAGUUAAACAUGAGGAAUUAAAAAAAAUUCCUGAUUGUUAGAUUGAGAUACUAAGAACAUCCUAAGACAGAAGGUAUUGGAUAUUCCUCUUUUAGAGGAAUUUUACAAAAAUUUUAGAGAAAUUUUAAGUGAAAGGCAACUAUUUUUUUUCUUGAGAGAGGAGCAUGUAAAUGUAGAGUUCCUAAAUGGCAAUAGGACUCACUUCAGUUUCAGAUCCAGGAUUCUGUGAACCUAAGGAAAAUUAUUGUGUUCCAAGGAAAAUUAUUGUCUACCUGUGGAUAGACAUCAACUAGAUGUCAGCUGAUGAUAUAAACUGAAAAUGCUAGAGGGAGAUGUGACUGGAAUUCAAAUAAUGUAUUGAAAUAAUUUUUAUUGGUACACAAAAUUCUUCAGCCAAGGAAUACAGCUCUGAAUUAUAAAAAAACUAUUUUAAAAGGCAAGUGGAACUACAGAAUAAGUAUUUCGUUUGUUUUUACUUCCUGUGUGGGUAUCUAAUUUUGUAAAUUGUUCUAUGACUGAGGAGUUUGAUAAAUGAUAAACAAGAAUGCCAUCCUCUAACUCUUCUCUACCUUUCUCUCUUCUCAGAAAGUUAUUGUGGAAAGAACAUACUCAAAGCUAGGAACAUCCACUAAGUGUAAUUUGUUUAGAGAGGGGUCAGUGAAGUGGGGUUUGUAGAUAAAAGUUUACAAAGCUGUCAGAAGUUCAAUGCCCUGGAUUUUAGGGAAUAAAUGUAGAGUCUGCAAGAGUUCAUUUCCACACAACAAAAUCUUUGGGAAACAUCAAGGCAUCUGCAACUAUGGAUGUGGGAAAAUCCAGGCAGAAAGGGCUCAGAGAUCACAGGAGCUCGGCAGUCUUUAGUGGCCAGCUUCACUGGGGAUAGAACCACUAUCAGGAGGGGCAAACCAGUUCUAUGGAUGGCCCCAGUACGGCUGGAUCACACUCAAAUUAGAAAGGAGACAGACGAGUGACCUGGGGAGCUCUUUCUAAAAGUCACUUAUGUAGCUACCUCAUAUGCUAGCACUGUGGCAUUUCUCUCCUGUGUCUUGUUUGUUUCUGUAGCAAAGCAUCUGGCAGCAGAGAAAUAUGGCUGCCCCAACUAUGUCACAGGUCAAAAGAGUGUUACCAGACUGAGGGUCUAGAAAUUUCUGCAAUGCAAAACAUGGCUUUGAAUUUCAUGUUCCUGGCAAUCACAAUGAAAACAAAUACUAUAUGAUCCUCAUGUUGUUGGGAAGAUUUUGAUUUGCUCCCCAGAGUAAAAUUUAGAUUUGUGUAAAAUUUUUUUGACACUGACUGAACUCUUUUGGGCCUUGUUUGAAUACAGUUUAUCUCAUUGUGCAACUUACCAGGAUUUGAGGCUCUAGUGUGCUUUUCAGAAAAAUGUAACUGCAAUUUUACACUAAAUGUUUUUACUCCCUAAAAAUAAGUAUCUGUGUUUUCUUUCUGUUUUGAUUGUCAAGUAGCUGUGUUUCUUAUGUAUGAAAUUUGGUUUAAGUGGCCAACUUUGAAAGAACAUUAUGAAACUUUGGUAUUUUUCAGGUCCUUGUGUCGCUUUGUGUGCUUAUUAUUUCAGAAAAAAAUAAAUUUAGAAUUUAUAAAAUUAAUUUCCCUUAAAAAAAUUUUUUUUUCUCACCAAAAAGGAGAAAAAAUAUGAAGAAUUUCUAUAUGUCUAUUUUUGGUCCCUUGACCAACCAGAGUUUUUUAGGGCAGGGGAUUUGUUGACUUCUUCAUAUCCCAGUGCCCAGGAAAGUCCUUGACAUAUAGCCUUUCCUCAAUAUUCUUGGAACAAAUGCUUAUUGAAGGUGCACAAAAGGGUUAGGAUGUCCUGAGGCCAAGAAUGAAAAACCACUUUCUUCAGUGUUUAUCCUGGGGCCCACCAAGCUGACCACUGAAGGUAGAAGAGAGACCACUUGAGAGCCUGAGGGAUCCCGGCAUGGGCUCUCCAUGGCCUGAGUUUCCCAUGUUCCAUAGGGUCUGCCCUGUUCCUCUUUAUUCCCUUCUCUGACACCUCAGCUACCCUCAGAGCUUCAUCUCAUCUCUGCAGACUCUUAAUUCUCAAAGCUACAUCCUCCAGCUUGCUCUUUUCCCUGAACUUCAGACCUAUAUAUCCACCCUUAGAAGUUUCAUAGACACUUCAAUUUAGUAAAUCCAAAUGGAAUGUAUUUAAAACUUUUUAUUCCAGGUUUGCUGCUCUUGUAUGUUCCCUACUUCAGUGAAGGGCACCAUCAUCCAGUUGCUAAUGCCACAAACCCGGGAGUCACCCUUCCCUCCCCUUGUUUCCCUAUCCUAUAUACAGUCAAUCACAAAGUUGUGUCCGUUCAACAUGUAAAAUAGUUCUUGAAUCUAGCUGCCUCCCUACACCCACACCAUUAAUAGCAUGGUUCAAACUAUCAUUUCUUUCCCAGUGGCCUCUUAAUUUAGGUAUUUGCUUCCAUUUGUAUUUCCUUCAAGUCAUAUGUAGCUGUACUGAAGCCAGAAUAAUCUUUCUAAAACAUGAAUGUUAUCAGGUAAUUUUUCAGUUUAAUGGUUCUGCAUUGUUUUCAAACUAAAGUCUGAGCUCGCUAGCAUGGUAUGCCUGGCCUUUAUAAGGAAACUCACUUGCCUUUCCUCACCACAGUGAACACUGUGUGCACCAACCAUAUUGUAUGUGUUUUAACUUCUCAAACAAUAUGUGCACCUCCAGUCCCUUGCACAUUCCUUCUGCCCAGAACACAAUUGAUUCCUUCUUUCAGCACAUUUUCUCACUAACUCUAAUCAUGUUUUAGUUCUUUACUUACACAUUGCUGCUUCCAGGAUGUUUCUCUUACCACGCAGCCUUGUGCUUCCAGGGACCUUGGACUUUGUCAUGUUUGCUUUUUUUUUUUUUUUUUUUUUAAAACAACAUAAUGUGUCUUGUGGUGCCCCUCUACUCAAGGAUAAACUUGACUAGGGUUUGAUUACCUUUGGGCCCCUUACCUAGCACUAUGCCUGGUUUAUCAUAGGUACUGAAUAAGGAGUUAAUGUAUCAGUCAGGGCAUGGGGUGGGGGUGUGAAUAUAGCAACAUGACUGUAUCCUCCAUGGUACAGUAGGAGAUCUUUUCAAGCUGUUGUUCUACUACCACUAUAAACUGCUGGCUCUUCAAAGGGCAUUCUUAGGAAAUAAAGCUCAGAGUUGUCAAGGGAUUAGAAAAACAUUUUUUAAGCAUCUUAAUGAGAUACAAUUCAAUACUAUAAAAGUCACCCAUUUAAAGCAUACAGUUCAGUGUUUCAUAUAUUCAGAAUUGUGCAACCAUUCUCAAAGUUUAAGUUUAAAAUAUUUUUAUCACUCAAAAGAGAAAUCCUGUACUUAUUAGUACUCAUUCCCUAUUUUCCCCUCCUACUCUCCCAUAACUCUACACAACCACUAAUCUACUGUCUGUCUGUGUAGAUUCACCUAUUCUGGACAUUUCAUAUAAAUGGGACAAUACAAUUUCUGAUCUUUUGCGUUUGGCUUCUUUCACUUAGAAAGAUUUCAAGAUUCAUCCAUGUUGUAGUACAUAUCAGUUCUUUACUCCUUUUUACCACCAAAUAAUAUUCCAUUCUGUGAGUUUGCCAGACUUUACCCAUUUAUCAAUUGAUGGACAUUGUGGUUGUUUCCAUAUUUUGGUUAUUAUGAAUAAUGUUGCUGUGAACAUUCUUAUGUAAGUUUUUGGGUAGACGUAUGUUUUUAGUUUUCAUUUCUCUUGAGUAUAUCCUUAAGUGUGAAAUUACUGGGUCAUGUGGUAACUCUGUUUAACAUUUUGAGGUGCUGCCAAGUCAUUUUUCAAAGCAGCUGCACCAUACAUAUUACAUUCCCAUCAAUAGUGUAUGAGGGUUCCAAUUUCUCAGCAUAAUCACCAACGCUUGUUAUUAUCUGUUUUUGGAUUAUUGCCAUCCUAGAUGAUGUGAAGUUGUAUCUCAUUGUGUUUUUCUUUUUUUUUUAGACAGGGUCUCACUUUGUCACCCAGGGUGGAAUCUGGAAUGCAGUGGUGGAAUCUUGGUUUACUGCAACCUCCACUUCCCGGGCUCAAGCAAUCCUCCUACCUCAGCCUCCCAAGUAGCAGGGACCACAGGCAUGCACCACCAUACCCAGCUAAUUUUUCUUAUUUUUUGUAGAGACAGGGUUUCACCAUGUUGCCCAGGCUGGUUUCAAACUCUUGGACUCAAGCAAUCCACCAUCCUCAGCCUCCCAAAGUGCUGGGAUUACAGGUGUGAGCUACCAUGCCUGGUCUCAUUGUGGUUUUGAUUUGUAUUUCCUUCAGGGGUAAUGAUGUUGAGCAUCUUUUCACAUGCUUAUUAACCAUUUGUGUAUUUUCCUUGAAGGAAUGUCUAUUCAGAUCCUUUAUUCAUUUUUUAUUUGGGUUGUUUGUCGUUUUAAUAAUUUUUAGGAGUUCUUUAUGUAUUCUAGAUACUAGUCCCUCAUUAAAUAUAGGGAUUGCAAAUGUUAUCUCCCAUUCUGUGUGCUUUUUCUUUUUACUUUCUUGAUGGUAUCAUUUAAAGCACAAAAUGUUUUAAUUUUGAUAUAGACCCGUUUAUCAAGUUUUUCUUUUGUGGCUUGUGCUUUUGGUGUCAUAUCUAAGAAACUAAUGCCUAAUCUAAGGUCAUGUAGAUUUAUUCUUAUGCUUUCUUCUAAGAGUUUUAUAGUUUUAACUCUUACAUUUAGAUCUAUGAUCCAUUUUGAGUUUAUUUUUGCAUAUGAUGUAAAGUUGUGAUCCAGCUUCAUUCUUUUGUGUACAGAUGUUCGCUUGUCCCAGCCAGUACCAUUUCUUGAAAAGACCAUUAUUUUCUCAUUGAAUUAUCUUGGCACUCUUGUCAAUGUCAAGGCAUUUUUGUCAUAAUUAUUCUCAUAAUUAUUGUUUGCCAUAUGAGUAACACAGGUUAACAAAUAAUGAUUAGCUUUAUUGAGUCUCAGUUAGGUGUUAGGCACCAUUCUAGAAGAUCUCCAUUUAGCAUUCCCAGUAACUAUGAAAUAAGUACUGCUAUUAUCCUCAUUUUUCUCUUAAGGAUGAAGAGGCAUGGAAAGAUUAACUUGGCAAAGGUCAUACAGGUAGUAAAUGUUGGACGCAGGCUUCGAACUCAGGCAACCUGACUAUAGAAUCUCUGUUUUUAGACAUCAUGCUGUGCCUGACUGUGUCUUGUUUAUAGGAGGAGGAAAAUUUUAAAACAGCCCAAAUUCUGUUAUCCAGAGAAGUAUUGUCAAAAUUUUCAUGUAUAGCUUUCCAAACUUUGUUCUGUACAAAAAAUGUUAUAAUAAUGGGAUUAGACUACAUAUACAUUCUUGAUUUUAUUCACUUUAUUGAUGUAUCAUUACUAACUUUCCUUCCUUCUAUAUCUAAAGCAUUAUUCUUAAUGGCUACAUAAUAUUCUACCUCAUGUCUGCACCAUUACUGAUUUAACCAUUCCACUGUUAUUGGGCAGUCAGGUUGCUUCUGAGUUUUUCAUUUAUAAACAAUGUUCUGAUGUAUGUAUCUUUGCACAUACUUCUAUUUAUAUUCUUUCCAUUGUUUUCUUUAAGAUAAGAAAAAAUUCCUCUAGAAGAAAUGUAAAGAGUAUGGAAAAACAUUUAAAGUUUUUAAUGCAUUUUGAAAAAUUGUUCUCUAGGAAGUUUCUACUUAUUUACAAUUAAUGUUUUAUAAUUGAUAGGUUACUCUGAUACUGAUUCAGGGUAGGCAAGCUCCCACUGGGGCUUAGCUGGGAAGGUUCUUGGCUUUGCCAAGGAAAAAAUUCAAGGGUGAGCCUUUGAAUUCUUUCCUUCUCUAAUAAAGAAAACAGCUUUAUUAAAGCGGCAGUGUUAUAGGUCUGGCAGUGUUAUAGGUCCAGCAGUGUUAUGGCUCCGUGACUUCUCCUGCAGAGCAGGGCUACCCCAUAGGGAGUAUGCUGAGAAGUAGCAGCUCAGGACAGUUCUGUAGUCAUAUUUAUUCCCACCUUUAACUAUAUACAAAUUAAGGAGCAGUCUGCAGAAAUUCCUAGAGAAAGGGUGGUAACUUCUGGGUGUUGCCAUAACAAUAGUAAACUGACAUGGCAUACUGAUGGGUGUCUUAUGGAAAGCCGUUUCCGCCUUGUCCCUAUUUUAGCUAGUCCUCAAUUUGGUCCAGUGUCUGAGCCCUGCCUCUGGAGUCUAGUCCUGCCUCUUAUCACUUUAGUGUGAAUCUCAUUGAUUCUCAGUGAGAUUGAACAUGUAUCAAUGAUUAUUAUAAUCUUUCUUGUGUGAAUUACCUAUUCAUAUUUUUACCCAUAUUUCCAUGAAAAAGCUCCUUGUAUACUAAAAUAUUAACCAUGUAUCUUUUUUUUGGUGUUUUCCUCUAGUUUGUCAUUUUUCUUUAAAAUUUUUGGGAAUUUUUUGAUGUAUAGAAGAUUUAAAUUUCCAAGUGGCAAAAUUUAUCAGCAAAAAAUAUACAUCUUUUUCUUUAUGGCAUCUUUGUGUUUGAAAAUCAAAGGUCAAAAAAUUGUUUCUAGCUCUUGUCUUCCAUGAGCUAGACGUUGGUGGUGGGUGGGGUGGGGGGCAGGCAGAAAUAUGAGGAAUCAUAUAAAUUGUCCUUUUUAUUUCCGCUGCAUGUUUUAUCUUAAACAUUGAUUACUUGUAGUCCCUUAACUGACAGGGAAAUAAAGCAUCAGCUUAACCAUUUGGCGUUAACAAUGUCAGUAGUGAGGCCACCUGGGGUGGAGAAUUAGUGUCUCCUCCCAGUUGUAUGGUUUUCAGCAAUAUUUUCCUCCCUGUGGUUUUUUUUUUUUAAACUCAUUUGAAUUUGCUCCUAGCAUGAAUACAUGAUAUAUUAGUCCAUUUUCAUACUGCUGUAAAGAACUUCCUGAGACUGGGUAAUUUAUAAAGGGAAGAGGUUUAAUUGACUGACAGUUCAGCAUGACUGGAGAGGCUUCAGGAAACUUACAAUCAUGGUGGAAGGUGACAGGGAAGUAAGGCAGGAAGGAGGGCAAGGCAGGAAGGCAGGGCAGCAGGAAGGAGAAGUGCCAAACAAAGUGGGAAGAGCCCUUUGUGAAACCAUCAGAUCUUGUGAGAACUGAGAACAUGAGAACAGCAUGGGGGAAACUGCCCCCAUGAUUCAAUUACCUCCACCUGGUCUCUCCCUUGACACGUGAAGAUUAUGGGGAUAAUGGGAUUAUAAAUCAAGAUGAGAUUUGGGUGGGGGCACAAAGCCUAACCAUAUCACAUACAAAUGACUUAAUGUGUAUGAGAUCAUAGGGACUUUUGUAGCACCAUUGGUUAGAAAAAUCACACAUUAUCCAAUUAGCGUUAAAAAGACAUGGAUGAAACUGGAAGCCAUCAUUCUCAGCCAACUGACACAGGAACAGAAAACCAAACACUGCAUGUUCUCACUCAUAAGUGGGAGUUGAACAAUGAGAACACAUGGACACAGGGAGGGGAACAACACAUACUGGGGCCUGUCGGAAGGUGGAGGGCAAGGGGAGGGAGAGCCCCUAAUGCAUGCGGGGCUGAAAACCUAGAUGACAGGUUGAUAGGUGCGGCAAACCACCAUGGCACAUGUAUACCUGUGUAACAAACCUGCAUGUUCUGCACAUGUAUCCCAGAACUUAAAAUAAAUAAAAAAAAAGACAUAUAUUUCUUCAAGACACAGUAAAUAAAAGUUCUUGAGAGUGUAUGCUUCUACACAAACUAGAUUUGUGGGCGUUAAAACAAUGUUACUUUUUCAGAAACUACUGCUGUGAUAGGGUGAUCUUUUGAAUCACAUUGUACCAGAAUUUUUUUUUUUGACGUUAUAGCUUUUAAAUGUUUUCAGACUAUCUUCUUACUGACUUGACAUUUAAUACCUUUGGCAUGUGAGUUUUCCUUAUUUCGUUUUCCAGAGUCUCAGGAAAAUACUUGUGUGUCUUGCCUGUUUACCAAUUAUUGCAGUGCAUUGCACUUUUUUCUGGGUCUGGUCUUUCAGCUACAUAUUGUGAAGGUGCUAUCCCGACCAGUCUCUUUGCAUAACCCCACAGGGCCACCCACGUGGUCUAUGGGACAGGGAUAACUCAUUAGGGCUUUCUUUGUCUUCUUUCUUGAGGGUCUAAGCUAAGCAGCACAUAUGUAAAAGAGCUUUAAGUUGAAAUUCUUUUGAGAGGUGUGUGUAUUUUUUAAAACUGGAAAUGCAGUUUUACCAACUGCAGUUGAGGAAGGCCCACAUGUAAAAAGUAAAGUAGAGGUUCCUCUUCAAAGAGACUUUCCUCCCAUCUAAUUAAGAAUAAAUAAUAACUUCUCUUAGAAGCAAAAUGUAUUCAAAGACCUGUGCUAACAUUCUUAGGUAUCUGCUAGCCACAAUAAAUAAAUCAAUGUACUUUGUGUCCUUAGCUCCCACAAUUUAGCCAAAAUAUUUGCCCUGGCGUGCUUAUACCAGUCCAAGCAAGCAUUAGGUCAUAGCCUGUUCCUUUCCUUAUUUGGAGAUGUUUUUACCUUUCUCAGCAUUCCACAAGUUACUUCGUCCUUCCUUUAUUCUCCUCUGCCUUUGCCUCUUUUAAAAAGUUCUAAGUUGCUAGCCAAUCAGGACAAAUACAGAAUGUGAGGUCCCAUUCCAGCCAAUGGAAACCAGACACAGCAGUAGGGUGGAUGUGUCAAGUUAUAAAUAACCCUGUCUCCUUUCUUCAGUGUAUUCUUGUGGCAAAACUGCUGGCAAGUGUACCUUUCUGCAGAAAGUAAAAAUGGCCUUGCUGAGAAAAUUUAUGUUCAAGUACUAUUUCUUUAUGGCACCAGGGAACAAGCAUUUCAAACACACGUGCAUAAGGAGUGUUAUUUUGCUGGUACUUCAUUAUUGUCUAAACUGUUUGUGUUUCUAGUAGGGGAGAUCAUGACUCAUAUUUGAAAAUUUGAUUUUAGAUAAUUAAAAAACUUACUUUUGAGUUUCUUCCAGUGCACUCUUUACCUUAUCAGAGCUCGUGUAUAUUAACACUAUCUGAAACACUGAAUGAGAAAGUGGGGAAGACUCAGCUUUUCAGGUUCUAAAAAUAUGAGUUGUACAUCUUGGCUUUCAAAUUUGCUUUUACAGGACAUUAGAAACUAAGAACAAGGGACUUUAUUGUUGUUAUGAUUAAUAGCUACAGUUGAUUAUCUUUUAUUUUCAGGGAUUGAAUUAGUUAUCAGUUGAUAUCCACAAUAAUCCUGUGAAAUGUAUGUUAUGAAUGAUCAUUUUACAGCUGGAAAAUGAGAGGCUCAAAGAUAACUUGCUUAAGAUAACAAAGUUAGAGGUAGAGCCAGGACUUGAAAUAGUAGGUCAUUUGACUGUGGAAUGCAUAUUUUAAAAUCAGCUUUAUUGAUUACAUAUACAAUAAAUAGCACAUAUUUAAAGUGUAUAAUAAGUUUUGACAUAUGCAUACACCAAAGCAAUCACUAUAUUCAGGAUAAAGAUCAUAUCCAUCACUUCCAAAAUUUUCCUCAUGACCCUUUUUAAUGCCUCCCUCUCCCCCAUAUGCCUAUCCCCAGGCAACGAAUUAUCUGCUUUCCAGCACUGUCAAUUAUUUUGCAUUUUCUAGAAUUUUACAUACACAGAUUCUGAUAUGGGUUUGGAUGUUUGUCCCUUCCAAAUCUCAUGUUGAAAUGUAAUCCCUAGUGUUGGAGGUGGGGCCUGGUGGGAGGUGGUUGGGUCAUGAGGGUGGAUCCCUCAUGAAUGGCCUAGUUCCUACAUCCACUUGGUGAUGAGUGAGUUCUCACUCAGUGAGUUCACAUAUGAUUGGGUUGUUUAAAACAGUCUGGUAUCUCCACCCCUGACUCUGGCUCCCACUCUUGCCACCACGUGAUACAAUGACUUCUUCCUUCACCUUCUGCCAUGAUUGUAAACUUCCUCACUAGAGGCCCUCACUAGAGGCCAAGCCAGUGUUGGUGUCAUGCUUCCUGUACAGCCUGCAGAACCAUGAGCCAGCUAAACCUCUUUUCUUUAGGAAUUACCUAGCCUCAGGUAUUUCUUUAUAGUUAUGUGAAAUUAACAUUCAUAUAGUGUGCUCUUUUGCAGCUUACUUCUUUCACUUAGUUUGACUACUUUGACAGUCAUCCAUGUUGUUGCAUAUAUCAAUGGUUCAUUCCUUAUAUUGUGGAAUACUAGUUCAUUAUAUGGCUUAUAUAUCACAAUAUUCUAAUUUAUUCACUGUUGGCUGGCAUUUGGGUUGUUUUCAGUUUGGGGCUGUUAUGAAUAUAGUUGCUAAGAACAUUCAUAUGCAAGAUUUUGUAUGGAUAUAGGCUUUCUCUUCUCUAGAAGAGAUACCUAAAAGUGGAAUGGCUACAUCAUAUAGUAGCUGCAUGUUUAAUGGUUUAAGAAACUGUCAAACUUUUUUCCAAAGUUGUACCAUUUUACAUUCCCAUCAGCAGGAUAUGAGAGUUCUAGUCGCUCCAUAUCCUUGUCAACACUUGGCACAAUCAGCCUUUUUAAUUUUAGCCAUUCUAAUAGAGAAAAGUUUCUCAUUGUGACUUAAUAAUUGUAUUUCUGCAACAUCUAAUGAUGUUGAGGGUAUUUCCAUGUGCUUACUUAUUACCUUUUUAUCUUCUUUGGUCAAAUAUCUGUUUAAAUCCUUUGCUCAUUUAAAAUUUGUUAAUUUGGCUGGGUGUGGUGGCUCAUGCCUGUAAUCCCAGCACUUUGGGAGGCUGAGGUGGGUGGAUCACGAGGUCAGGAGAUCGAGACCAUCCUGGCUAACACGGCAAAACCCUGUCUCUACUAAAAAUACAAAAAAUUAGCCAGGCAUAGUGGUGGGCACCUGUAGUCCCAGCUACUUGGGAGGCUGAGGCAGGAGAAUGGCGUGAACCCGGGAGGUGGAACUUGCAGUGAACUGAGAUUGCACCACUGCACUCCAGCCUGGGCAACAGAGCGAGACUUCUUCUCAAAAAAAAAAAAAAUUGUUAAUUUAUUUAAAACUGAAUUUUAAGUCUUUGUAUAUUUCAGAUACAAGUCCUUUAUCAGAUUUGUGAUUUGAAAAUAUUUUCUUGUGGUCUGUGGCUUGUUUCUUAUUUUCUUAACCCUGUCUUUUGAAGAGUAUAACAUUCUUAAUUUUAAUAAAGUCCAGCUUAUUAGUUUCUUUUUUUGUAUGGAUUGUGCUUUUGAUGUCUGUUAUGGGUUAAUUGUGUCCACCUAAAAAAGAUGUUGGCAUCCUAACCCCUUGUUCUGCAGAAUGUAACCUUAUUUGAAGAUGGAGUCUUUACAGAGGUAACCAAAUUAAAAUGAAGUCAUUAUGAUGGGCUCUAAUCCAAUAUGACUGGUGUCCUUAUAAAAAGGAGGAAUUUAGACACAAGUGCAGAGGGAAGACUGAUGUGAAGACCCAGGGAAAAGAGAGCCAUCUCCAAGCCAAGGAGAGAGGCCUGGAACACGUCCUUCCUUCACUGCCCUCAGAAGGAACUAACCUUGCUGACACCUUGAUUUUGGACUUCUAGCCUCCAUAAUUGUAAGACAAUAAAUUUCUGAUUUUAUAGUGACCUGGUUUGUGAUACUUUUCUAUGGCAGACAUUGCACACUAAUGUAGUGUCACAGAGAUUUUCUCCUACAUUUUCUUUUGGAACUUUUAUAGUUUUAGGAUUUCCAUUUAGGUCUAUGAUUCAUUUUGAGUUGAUUUUUUUAUGUGGUGGCAAGUAUGGUUUGAAACUCAAUAUGGAAAUUUACACAUGGAAAUCCGGUAGUUUCAGCCUCAUUUGUUGAAAAGAUUAUCUUUCUCCAUUGAAUUGCUAUUUUACCUCUGUUAAAAAUUAGUUUUCUAUUCAUGUGUGUAUGUUUCAAGACCCUCUAUUCUGCUCCAUUGACCUAUUUGUCUAUCUUGAUGCUAAUACCAAUCUGCCUUCUUUACUUUAGCUUUAUAAUAAGACUUCAUAUCAGAUUGUUUUAGUUCCCCUUUGUUCUUUUUAAAAAUUGAUUUGGCUAUUUUAGGCCUUUGGCAUUUCCAUAUGAAUUUUAGAAUCAGUUUGUCAGUUGUUAUAGCUGGAUUGUACUGAAUCAUAGAUAGAUUUGAGGAGAUAAUAUCUUAACAAUAUCACGUCUUCUGACCUAUAAACAUAGGUGUAUCUCAACAUUAUUUUAGAUGUUGUUUAGUUUCAGCGAUGUUUUGUAGUUUUCAUUAUACAGGUCUUGACAAUCUCUUGUUAGAUUUAUUAGCAUUUCAGAUUUUUUAUAUGACUAUAGAUGGUAUUUUUAAAUUUCAACUUCUGAUUGUUCAUUUAUAGUAUCCAGAAAUAUAGUUGAGUUUUAUAUAAUGAUCUCAUAUCCUAAAGGCUUAUUAAACUGAUUGAUCAGUUCUAAUAGCUUUUUGGCAGAUUCCAUGAGGUUUUCUACAUAAAAUGUCAUGUUGUUUGUAAAUAAAGACAGUUUUACUUCUUCUUUUCCAGUCUGCAUACGUUUUCUUUCUUUUCAUUGCCUUAAUGCACUGGAUGCAACCUUCAUAAUAAUGUUGAAUAUUAGCAGUAAGAGGAGACAUCCUUGUCUCAUUGCUGAUCUUAUAAGGAAAGCAUUCAGUCUUUUACCUUUAAGUAUGAUGUUGAUCAGGUUGGCACCUUUUCUCUGAAAAGUACAAGGUAGUAAAUUUUUGGCUUGAGGACCACAGGGUCUCCAUUAUAACUACUCACUCAGAUGUUGUAGUACAAAAGCAGCCAUGUCUUUCUCAUAUGCAUGCGUUCAUCCUUACUUAGCUGGAUACUCAAGUGGGAUUCUUUGCAGAUCUCUCUAUUUAGCUCUCUUUAUGUAGCUCUUUUUUUCUCUGGUAUGCUGUCCUGUGAAUUCUAACUUCCUUGGUCUUCCUGGAACCCCAACUCCAUCUCCUGACUCAGAGAGUUCACUGGGCUCCACCUGGGUUACUUGUGUUGGACUGAGCCCUGGAAACCUUCCCAAGGCAGUAAGCUAUGGCAACCACAGGGCUCCCUGUCUUUGUUUCGCAUAUCUCCAAUGCAAACCUUCAUUGCCUGUUCCUUGUGGCCUGAUGUCCAGUGUUUUGAAAGCCAUUGUUUUAUGUAUUUGUAUGUUUUUAGAUUGUUUCUUAUGGGAGGAUAAAUCUAGUCACUGAUUCUUCAUUUUGGGCAGAAUCUGCCAUAUUUUCCCCCAUAAUCUUGCAUUAUUCUGUAUCUUGGUUAAGAGUCUAGUCAUCAUUAUCUAACUUGGAGGAAUCUAUAGCCUUUUUUUUGUCUUAUGAUAUCAAAAUAUUUUUGAACCCUUCAUUUGGACCUUUAAUAUCUAUUGAUUUACACGUAAGGUAAACAAACUUUUGUAACUUAAUCAAUACAUUUCAAUAUGCUUGUAUUUGAUAAAACAUGGUAGCAUCUAUUUGAUGCUGAAACAUGGCAAAGCAUAUGUUGUUAUAUAGUCAUGUCUUUUUUUUUCAGUUCACUAACAGUGCAGAUGUGCGUAUGAAUUCACAAACUCCUUUGCAAUAAUCGCUGAGGUUCCCCAGAUGUUCUUGCAGCCCAGGCUGGAAAUCACUAGCCUAUAGGAUUUUUAUGUGUGACAUAUUGACUGGAGGUGUCCUUCAGUUCAUGGUUAAUUUGAACCAGAUUUUCAUGUGUCUUCAAGUUGGUGACCUAUGAAAUAGUGUUGUGGUUUAAAUCCCUGAACCCAGUAGUAGGGACCAAGGUGGACCUGGCAGGUGCACUUGUACUCGAGUGUAGUUCAUCAGAGACUGGACCUCGAGUUCCUUUGUCUACCCAAGGAAGACAUGUGUGGAAAGGAUCCUUAAUGGAACGUGCCUAACCUAGAAACCUUGAUGAACAGUGAAGGUCAAGCCUAGAAGUAGCAUCAAGUCAACAAAUUCAGAGGAUGCAAGCUGUGAUGAAAAUGGGAGGCAGUCAAGAGGCAGAAACUAGGUGGACAUGGAAUAAAAUACCAGUGGUUUGGAAGCUAAGCCAGUGAGGUAGUGGCAUGGGGCUUGAUGCAAAUGCCACUAGAUCAUCCAUAGCUGCUUUUAUAUCUGGCAUGUAGCUCAUGGGUAGAUUGGGUCUGAAUAGCCACAGGGUUAUAGAAGACAGCUGUAUAGGAGUUUUUGCUGUAAGUAUUCAUUGAAGGAAUGGUGGAAAACAAUACCAAAAACCAUGCUUGAAUUGAUAUCUGGAUAUUUUGUUUGUAGAUAAACAUUUUUACCACUUAUCUUAAAAGUUCUCUGAAAUGCUUUGUUCUAAAAUUCCUAUUAUAUUAGCUUCUACUCCCCAUGAUAGUCUUUCUAGAGAGAAUGUCUCAAAAAAUAAUAGAUCUGACCAUUCAGUCAACAAACACUUUUUGAAUCCCUGCCCUGUGCCACGUACUGUUUUAGGUAUUGAGGGUGCACAAAUGAAAAAUAAACAAAUCAAUGAUUUAUUUGAGUUUCCAUGCUGGUAGAAUGAGGCAUAAGAUAAAGAAAAUAAAAAGGUAAAAUACGUGGAAUGACUAGUUGUGCUCAAUGCUAUGGAGAACAAUAAGGCUAAUUGGGACUAGUGACAGUGGUAGUGGCAUUGGUGGUAUUUGUGUGCAAAUAAAUAUAGUGUGGACAGAAAAGGCAAAGACCUGAAGUGGCUGAACAUUAUAUCUAUUGUCAGCUAUCUUGAUGAUUUGUCUCAUAAUAAGCCUCCAUGAUAUUUUAAAAAAUAAUAAUUCAAGCCACCUUUUACACAUGUGAUUCCUUCUCGUGGCCUCCUUUGCUCAUAUUCCUGAUCCCAGCCACAAGAGCAGGAUUGUAAAACUGAUCUGAUUUACAAUAUCUUAAAAGUCAGUGGGCUGAAGCUUUGCUAGAAAAAAAGUAGAGCUAGGAGGCCAGUGUGGUAGACGUGCUGAGGUGGCUCUUUGGGGGAAAAGAGUUAGUGCGACAUUUUUGAGGGUCCAGCUUAUUUUUUAGGACACAUGGCCUAUGUACAGACAGUGGUACUGAACAGAAAAUGGCAAGCAAUGGACUCUGACACAGCCAGAUAAAUUUGUCUUUAAGAUCUAUUUGGGUCCUAAUAGAGUUAGUUAAACUAAUUUGAUAAAAAAUAGGUUGCUGAUGGAAUUCCAAAUUUCAUACUCACUUAUUUAGUCAUGGUGCAUGUACUUAAAUGUCAUAAAAAUUAAGAUAAAUCUUGGAAGACAUAGGACUAUGAUUACACCAAAGAGCAUCACAGAAAGUGAAUGUAACGGGGGAGGUAGGGAGUCCUCUACCACUGAAGUAUUGAUAUGCCAGAUGCUGGGCUUUUGGUACUUUUGUCUUGCUUAAGAGCACUGUAGCUGGAGGGUGGCAGAGCCAAGAUUUAGACCUGCCUUGGGUGACUCCAUAGAUGGAGCACUUUGCAUCAUGGCACUCUUCUUUUUUACUGUCUUUGGUGGCUUCAUGGGCCACAAUUUCUCUCUGUUUUUCACCUUUGUUGGCCAUAAGUGCAGCUCUUUGCCAGCAUCAACCACGUUUCUUCCAUACCCAGCUUGCCUGUUUAUGGAAUUUCAUCACGGUUUUGUUUCCUGCUGUGCCUAUGAGUAGAAGAAAAACAUUCCAACAUUGAGCUCUUAUCCUUCUAAGGGAAAUGGCAUCACUGCAUCUUGUACUGCUAGUACCAGCUGUAAGUGAUGGGCCUGGCAAUGGAGCCCUCCUUGGACACAGGGCCUCUGACCCAGUUCUACUGGUGGUGUCUGAAGGAUCUGACACCCAAACCAUGGCUUAUUUCCCCUGUGAACAUUCACCACUGUAGAAACAUUUCGUUCCUGUAAAAAGACAUCUUAUAUCCUCUACCCCUGUAUUGUAUAGUGUGGGGGAGGAUUUUCUAUUUUAAGAUAAAUAAGACAAUUUUUUUUCAAAUUGAUCAGCCAAUGCCAGAGAACAUUAAUUCUUUUGGAGAGCAUUGUUCCUAUAAAGUGAAACUACUCCACCAAAUUAACAUGCCAAAAAAACAAGAGGAGAGCUGUUUCAGGCAAAGAAGUAGAAAUCAAUUACCUGAAAAAAUUUCAACGGUAUUUAUUUUAGGUGAUUUUAUUUCCAGAUUAAACAAAUAAAACUCCUGUGUCUUUUCUUACCUGUUUGACUUUUCAGUCAGAACUAAUGGAACCAAGAAAGGAACAAUAGACUUAUUAUUGAUCUGCAAAAAGAAAAGGCCCCUAAAGAAAGGCAAUAAUGACAUUUUAAAGAAGUGACUCUUGAAAAAAAUAUUUUUCAUGAAUACUUUAAGAUAUCUUUUAUAGUACUGGAAAAAUUUGAUUUAAGUCUGGCUUGAACAUGUAAGUGUGUCUGUAAGUAACAGUACGUGCAGAAAAAAAAGGUAGCAAAUGCAGAUUCUGAAUCUGUACAAAACCUGUUUAAAAUGCGCACAUCCAAAAAUGCCAAAUUAGCAGUAGACCAGAAACAACCCCCAGGACUGUGGAUGUAUGCUUAGUGUUGAAGUGUCUAUUCUAGUUCUACUCUUCAAACACACCAGCCAUUUGGGUGUGGUUCCUUCUAGUGUGAUUGGAGGAACCCCUUCUUUUAUACUAAUAUACACUCAUACACCCCUUCUUUUACACAGUUAAAAUUCUGGAUCUGGUGAGGUUUGUGUGAUUUCUCAGAUCACAAUUCUUUUUUUUUUUUUUUUUUUUUUUUUUGAAAUGGAGUCUCGCUCUGUCGCCCAGGCUGGAGUGCAGUGGUGCGAUCUCGGCUCACUGCAAGCUCCGCCUCCUGGGUUCACACCAUUCUCCUGCCUCAGCCUCCUGAGUAGCUGGGACUACAGGCACCCACCACAACACCCAGCUAAUUUUUUGUAUUUUUAGUAGAGACAGGAUUUCACCGUGUUAGCCAGGAUGGUCUCGAUCUCCUGACAUCAUGAUCUGCCUGCCUCGGCCUCCCAAAAUGCUGGGAUUACUGGCAUGAACCACCGCACCCGGCCAGAAUCUCAAUAUUUUUAUCCAGUUGUGAAUGUGAAAUGAGAUGAUGUGAGUGGGCACUUGAUAAAAAGGGGCCAUUCAUGGAGUAAUGAUGAGAGUUCAUGGCCAGGGGUUUUGAUCAAUUCAGUCUAAUUCUACGGACCUGAAGUUCAAUGUUUUAAAGGUGCUCUAUAACCAAUAAAGUGCUAUGGAUCAGUAAAACAUUGGUGACGGUGCUAGGUUGUAGGAUAUGCACUUUGAGUCCAAGGAGGCAAUGUUUUAUCCAUUUCAUCCUCCAUAGGAGCUAGCACCAAUAUGAACACAUAAUAUGUAUCAAAUAAAUUACCUCAUGGAAAUCAGAAGAGACCUCAGUUUUCUCUAACAAUCUAGAUUUCUUCACAAGUGGCUCUUCAAAUAUGUUAAAAAGUGUAUUCUGUUCUCAAUAAUUUAGUAUUAAGGAAAAUGUACCUAAUAUGUGUACUUGAACUAUUUCUGUGGUAUGUGAUAGAAAAUCCAUCUUAAAUUAUUAUAAGAAAUAAAAGCACAAUUUAUUAACAAAGGAAUUGGAGAAUCUGAGAGCAUAUUGGAUUUAGGUUUGGGUUGAUCUGGGAGCUCAGAUGAAGGCAUAGAGACCAGGUGUCUUACUCCAUCUUCCUACAUCCCUGCUCUAAAGAGGCUCUGCUCUCUGCCAGGCUUAUCUGUUGCAGCUAGGCCUCACAAGACCCCAGGUUCAAAUCCAGCAGGAAAAAAAGUCUCUAGUAACUCUUGCACAACCCCCAGGACUCACUUGGACUAGCGGAGCUUGGGACAGAUGCUUAUCCCUUAACAGUUCCUGAAGAGUAUUCUACUGCCAGAGGAAAGGAGGAGUGGACGCCAGGUGGCCUGUAUGCAGUAAGAGUCCACUCCAUCUAUGGACCCCUUGGUUACCUUUUCCAGGCCUUUGUAGCUCACUCCUCCUCAGGUAAAAUUUAGAGAAGUGAUAUUAUUUUUAAUAAGAUCACGAGAGGUCCAAAUAGUCUAAUUUGUUAUAUUGGUUUUUUUUUCAGGUUUUUUGGGGGCCAUUUUGUGUUCAUAGGCAGUAAAACAACAGAGGUUUUCCCCAGGUAUCUAAACUGCACCCAAAAGUCUGACAAGAUCUUUCUAGUGAUCUUGGGAUGCAGGGAUUUGGGUGCCAGGAACUGAGUUCGAGUCCUCAUUACCUGUCUUGGCUGUGGCUUUGUGGCAAACUGAUCAAUAUGGCUUCCACAGAGCUCCACAUGAACACGUACAGAGCAGCCACGUUACAUUCCAUACAGUGGGAAGUCUUCACAGAUGCCCCUUUCUCAUCAUUCACAUUUCACCUUGUUAGAAAGGUCUUCCUCACUCUUCUUAAUAAAACAUUGUUAUCUGAAAUUAGUUGUUUAUUUGUUUUUUGUCUACUCUCACUAACUCCAUAUGAGUAUUAAACCCCAUAAGAGUAAAAAUGUUUUUCUAUCUUCUUUCCUUCAGUAGCCACAGCAUCUGAAACAGUGUGUGACAUAUGGUAGGCACUCAUUACACAGUUCCUAGAACAUGAAUGAAUGGCUUCUAAAACCAUUUUUCUACAGUCUCUGUAGAGGCAGUAGGUACAAACUGUGUUUUGUAAAUGAGGUUGGAUUGAAUGACUACCAUAGCUGAAUCCAGUCAUAGCUAUGUUGUUAUAAUGGAUGGGCCAUGCAAUGUAAUGAAGUAAUUAACUCCCUAAGUUUGUACUUUAUCCAAAAGACAUAUUACUGGCUUUAGGUGAGGAAUGAGUCUGGCUUCCAUGAUGGAUGGAACUUAUAUUUAAAGACAAUAAGCAUUGUACUAUACAGUGUUUUAUCUUGAACCACACAGUUGCAUCUGAGGACAAAUGUGAUUGCACUAUACAGAAACAGAAUAAGGUUUGUGAUUAAUGCACUCUUGGAGCUCACAAUCUCACCAUCUAUUCGCAGAGAUAUUGAAGUAGUAGUUACUUCACUCACAGAAUUCUAUCAUAGUUCCUGGAAAUGAGCUAGAGUUUCCCUUGUCAAUUCCUUUAUGGGUGCUCCAUUGCCCUAAUCUGUGAGAAAAAGAACUGAUUCCAGCAAGUGAACUCAUUAAAGGGAGUCUACAUUUCCUUAUUCCAGAGAGAAGCUGUUGAUUGGAUCUCUGAGUAGCUCUGUCGUAGGCUGGGCUCCUUGAUGAAUUGAAUUCAUUUACUCAAAUGUGCAGGCUUAAACUUUGCAGAAAUGAAAUUGAAUGACCAUCAAGAGAAGCUAUAGUGCUGAUGGUUUAGUAUAUUAGUAGACCUCAGAGCAUAAGUUAGCUUUAUUUAUAGAUACUACUUUUGUGGUGAACUAUCUAAAAGGAUAUCAAGAAAAAGAAACUGAAUUUCAAUUUUCAGAAUAUUGCUUGUAGUUAUCACUCUGUUAGUCCAAAUGAUUUAAACUUUUUCAUUCCAUGUUGACAUUUUAAACAAACACAUAUGAGCACUUUCCAGGUACUAAGAACCUGUUUUGGUUUCAGGAAAUACCCAGUUCAAAGGAAGAGGGACAGAUCUGUACACCAGUGAUUUUAAUAUAUAUUAUAAAUAGUAUGAUAGAAAUCUGUGCAAAAUUUCAUAAGAGGUGGCACAUAAUUCUUAUUGGGAUGGGGGUGGUGUGUGUGUGUUGUGUUUAUUCUCUGGCUAUGGUUUUUGUUUAAUAAUACUGGAAACAAAAACCACACAACUAACAUUUGUUAAGUGCUUUUUAUGUCAGGCGCUGUUCUAAUUACUUUUUCACCUAUACUCUCAUUUAAUCCCCGAAGUGGACUCUGUGGAUCACAGGUACCUGGAUCACCCCAUUUUCACAGAUGAGGAAACUGAGGCUCAAAGAGGAUCAAUAACUUGCCCAAGGUCAUGUGGAGGAGACUACCUUCAACUAGGUGAUAUCUUGUCAGCCAUCAGCCCGCCAGCUCCAUGGUGCCUCCUGCUUUGGCUGGGUAGCAGGACUCUCCUGCGUGUGCUCCCUGUAGAUAUUUAUGAAUGUGUUUCUUUUUUUUACUCGCUUCAUGUUUGUAAUCCAUGAACAUGUGUGUGUGCCUCUAGGGUGACUUCAUUAGUGUCAGGGGAGAAACUUACAUACAUAUGUGUACAAUGAAAUAGUGUUGUUGACCUGUUUUAGAAAGCUCACAUCUUAGUAGUUCCCACUGCAGUUUUUACUGGGGUCUCUCUUAGUCUUCAGCACUAAGUCAGAUCUAUUGCGGUUUUUUGUUGUUUUGAGACAGAGUCUUGCUCUGUCACCCAGGCUGGAGUGUAGUGGCACGAUCUCAGCUCACUGCAACCUCCACCUCCUGGGUUCAAGUGAUUCUCCUGCCUCAGCUUCCUGAGUAGCUGGGAUUACAGGAACCUGCCACAACGCUCAGCUAAUUUUUGUAUUUUAGUAGAGGUGGGGUUUUGCUGUGUUGGCCAGACUGGUCUCAAACUCCUGACCUCAAGCAAUCCACCUGCCUUGGCCUCCCAAAGUGCUGGGAUUACAGGUGUGCCCAGCCAGACCUAUUGUGUUUUAAUGCUUGCUGAUGGGAAGUUCUGCCUUGGAGCCUUGGGAUUUUGAUUUUGAUUGAGCUCCUCCCCUAAUUUUUUUUUUACUUUUUUACAUGACACCUUUUUCGUCAUCUGCAAAAUGGAGAUAAGGAUGCAUUUACUCCCUCAAUGAUGGGGUCGCUGGUCAGGUCAUUCAUUCCUGUGGGUGUUGGUUUAGUAAGUCUGCAGUGAUGAACUCCUUUAUGGGAGCUGGUGUGUACGCUGUUACUCCAGGGCCAGCCCUGAUGGGAGUUGUGCUCAUGGAGCUCACAGCCUCACAGGGAAGAUCUCAUGCACAUAAAUAACCGUAAUACAUGAUAAUAAUACAAAUAAUAACAGGAGCCAUAGGCAGCUGCCACUUAUCAGUAGCUUGCUAUGUAUCAGAAAUACGUACUUUUAUUUAGGCAUCAGAAUCAACUCCUGAUAUGGGAUCUUUUGUUUAUUUUUAAAACUCACUUAAAAAACAGCUUUUAAAAUAGUAUACAUGCAUAGUAAAAACUUAAGGCAUACAAAAGUGCAGUAAGUGAAAAGUUGGUAUUUUUUCCACUGUAGAUUUCUCAGUCCUAUUCUCCAAAGAAAAAUCACCAUAAACAUUUUCUUCUGUAUUCUUUAAGAAUGCUUAUUCACAUGCUGGCAUAUAUGCCUAUCCAUUCUUUUACAGAGUGUGAUUGUAUUAUGUACAAUUCUAUGCCUUGUUUUUUCACUUGGUGUUUUUGCUGUCUCCACCCUCCCCAUACAUACACACACACACACACACACACACGUAUACACACACAGGCACAUGUAUACAAACGUGGAGAGAUCAAUCUCGACCUUUUUAUUUUUGAUAGCAAAUAGUAGUCCUUUUCAGGGAUGAGUUUAAAAAAUUAUGUCCUGUGAAAAUAUUCUGUAAAAGCAAAAAUAUAUUCAAAAAAGUAAAUAUAUUCCAUAUGAAAUGGUGUGGGGGCUGUAUUGGAGCUUGAACUAAAUGGCAUCAGAAAAGGGCUCUGGUUCCAGGGUACCAGACAUCCCCGGCAGAGAAUGGAGGCUGGAGGUGGUAAUGGGCAAGGCUGGGGAUAUGAAGAGUCCCAUGGGACAUGAGCGUGUCCAGGGCUCAUCUUGGGCACCUGCCCCAUGAUGAAAGCUCCGAUUUCCACUCCUCUGGCUGUGUUUGAGCUGGUGAGAGGGUUCUGCGAUGUUUGUGAGUAGCUCAGGAACUGAGUGAAGCAGAAACAGAUAAUGAGGGGUGUGGCUGCCAUCAUGGGCUCAGGUCUCCCAUACCACUCUCCUGCCUCUUCUGUGAUUUCUCCCUUUGCUCCACGCCUAUGCCUUCUACCCCACCAGCCUUUCCUGGUGAAAUCCUGUUCUUCUUUCCAAACCUUCCCCCAACCAUCUUGUUUCCCUCUUAUAGCAUCAGGAAUAUAGCAGUGAUAGGAGCCUACUUGUCUUGAGUUCUCACUAUGCGCCAGAUGCCACCAACCAUUCUGAGCUCGUUGCAUGAAUUUACUCAUUUAAUCCUUACCCCACCUUUUAAGAGACUGUUAUCACCAUUUUACAGAUGAGGAAAUCUGAGGCACAGAAAGGCUCCCCCCUUUCCUGAGCGGUGAAGCCCAGUUUACAUUAGUACAGUCUAGUUAUACUGCCGGACGUCACCAUAACUGCUGUCAUUUAAUCCUCACAGUGACCGUGAGGUAGGUGUGGGUAUCUCCCUUUUCACAGAUGAGAACAUGGGAGCUCAGAGGGGCUGAGCAGCUUGCCAAAUUUGUGCCAUAGGUAGUGGCAGAACUGUUUUUGUAAUCUGAUUCUCUCAACUCUCCCCCUAACUCCCUGCCUCUGCAUGGAAAUCUGUAUUAGGAGCACUUGUGCCUGUUCUUCCCACCACUCCUGGGGUCUCCUUUUCUCCCCCAGCAACAGCCAUGCUCAGCUGUUGAACUCAGUAAAUAAUUGCUGAAUGAUUAAUCUCUCUCAUGACUGCUCUGUGUGUGAGGGUUCCUUAAUUACCAAAACUUUAAGGCAUGUCUCAUUGUAAAUGUUUUGAAAUUGUAUAUGGUAAAGUGUAAAAACAUGUGGUGUGUUAAUGUUGAUAUCUCACCUUGAGUUCAUCUGUCUCUUGCCUAAAGGUGUUUUUAUAUCCAUGUAGAGUGCCUUUUACUCUAUGGCUCCUGAUCUGCCAUGCAAUCAACAGAUUUAAUAAUUUAUCAAUGUCAUAUGAGGCUUAUCUUGAAGCUGAGUGUGAAGUGGCUUCAGGGUCAGAGAGCUGGGUCUUGCAGAUUCCUGGUGCUUUUUCCAGGCUCUGUUGGGCUCUACUGAGCAUGGUUUUGCACAGUUCCCCUGCCCUUACCCUGGCUGUGGGACCCUGGGAUAGGUGUUUGAACGGAGUUGUAAUAGUGUGUGUCAGUUAUGUUGGAUCAUUUUCCCAAGUGUAAUUUGAGCGUGUGCAACCUGUGAUAUGUUCUUAUGAAAAGCACAUUUGCAUAUUAAUGUAUCUGCAUUUUGAUUCUAAGCCCUUUACUUCCAUAGGACUGUGCCCUGAAUUUAUGCUUAGGUCUGAGAAUGUCUGUGAGUUCUAGAGGGGCUGUGCCUGUGUCUGAUAUGACUCUGCCCCCAACUGUCCCCUCCCCACAUGCCUAGCACAGUGCCCGGUACACAGUGAGCAAGCCAGAAGUACUGAAUGAAUGAGUGGUUGUGUCUUCAGGAAGAUGAGUAAGGGUCGGCAUAGGAAAGAGUUUCUGAAAAUGUUCCAAGUAUAUCAGUUCUUCUGUUACUGAGCCCCAAAUUUCCUUCAUGUUUCAGUACUUGCAAAUGAUCUGAGGUUUUUCUGGCAGCCCAGUCUUUAGGAGGUGACACAGCAACCUCAGCUGUGACCUGCUUGGUUGCAGUGGAUUUUGCAUAGAGAGUAGCUGUAAUUAAACUGUUGAUUUGGCUUAAUGCUGUUGAUUUGCUUUCAUCAUUUGAGAAAAUGUGCAGAUAUUAUAAAACUUGCCAGGGGCUGGGAUUUGGCUGUGGAAAUAAAUUUUGGUUAAUUAUUUAGCUAAAGAACUUUUAGUAUUAGAAUUUUUGUGUUAAUGAAAUUGUUAGUUAUGUUCAAAUCAUGAUGUAUAUGAUGACUAAAUUACCAUAAUUUUUCUUCUAAUGGUCAUUUUCUGCUUCUGUCCCUUUAACUGUGUUAUAGACCAUAUACCUGAUUAUGAAGGAUUAUUUAGUUUAACAGUUCUUUUAUGGAUCACUAAUAUAAACUUAUAGUUGUACCUAGAUGUGUACAAGUAUAGUUGACAAUGAUCAUUCGGUAUAUUACCUUUGGUUUCCUUUGCAGGAAUUAAUUGACAUAAUAAAUGCACAGAGGCCUACCAUAGAGUCAUACAUAUGGUAAAAGAUUGGUAUGUAUUUACUAAUGCAUCCAAUAAUGCAUGCAUUCAUUUUUCCAUCUGGUGACAAUGCUAUUAAAAAUAAGACGUUUCUGGCUGGGUGUGGUGGCUCACACUUGUAAUCCCAGCACUUUGGGAGGCCAAGGCGGGAGAAUCACGAGGUCAGGAGAUCGAGACCAUCCUGGCUAACAUGGUGAAACCCUGUCUCUACUAAAAAUACAAAAAAUUAGCUGGGCAUAGUGGCAGGCACCUGUAGUCCCAGCUACUCGGGAGGCUGAGACAGGAGAAUGGUGUGAACACAGGAGGCAGAGAUUGCAGUGAGCCAAGAUUGCGCCACUGCAUUCCAGCCUGGGCAACAGAGUGAGACUCCGUCUCAAAAAAAUAAAUAAAUAAAUAAAUAAAAAUAAAAUAAAAUAAAAUAAAAAUAAGAUGUUUCUAACAGCCACAUAGAGGCAUUUUACUUUUUGGUAGUUUUUAAAGUAAGGGACAUUUAUUCUCAUAUAUUCCAAGUUCAAAUUAUGCUCCCGUGCUCUAUGAUGCAGAGUUUUGGAAUCCCAAUUCAUCGUUGUCUAAGCAUUUGAGAGGGUCACAUGUACGUUUUCUUUGAGACAAAGAAAUGGCUUUAUCUACAAUCAUGCCUUCAGCCAACCCUCUCUGUGUAGGUGGGAUGGUCCACUAUCUGGGUGAAACACUCAAAUAAUGGUAAUCCCACUGCUUGACAAUGGGUGUCUCAAAUAUCAAGUUAUCUUUGAUGAGCAACAGACAGCAUCUACCUUUUAGGUACUUACCAGAUAGCUGAGUCUUGACACCCCUUCAGCAACUCCCUCAUUGUGUUGACACCAUUGUCAGUAUAAGAGACAGGCCAGCUACCAUCCCCCCAGGUUCUCCAAGCUCUAUUGUUGCCUCUAACUGGCAAUUUAUUCAGACCAUUGUAGUAUCUACGCUUUCUGUGGAAAUGCUUCAAGGGCAUUAGGGCUCUGAUUUUUGUUCUGUCCACAAAAAGACCUGAAUCCAACCAUUGUGAGUGGGGGUGAGGGAUGGGAGUGGAACCAACAUUUCUUAAGCAUCUACUAGCCAGAUACUGUGUAAGAUCCUUUACCUGUGCCAUCUCAUUUAAUCCUCAUGAUAACCUUGAGAGGUGUGUACCAUCACCUCCAUUUUAGAGGUAAGAAAUUAAAAGCUUGAGGUGCUUAAGUAAUUUGUCCAAUGUUGUAGUUCCUAAUCUGAACCCAGUCCUGUCUACUAAAAAGCCCAUAUCCAAAACUUCUGUACUAACUUGCUUCAUGAAGCACUGUUUGUUGUUAUUUAAUGUUUUGUCAAUAUUUGCCCACCUAUUAGUCUAUCUGUAUAUUUCUAUGCAAUAAAUUUUUCCUAAAAUUCAGUCCAGAGAGACCUAUCUUUCUGUGCACUGAUAAUGUUCCUUUUUCUUUGAUGGUGAGGACUAUGUCACUUCUCAUUAUUCUCUUUUUGCUUGACUGCAGAGCCAGAUUGAGUGCUCAAUUGCAGUAAUUCUCAUCUCUGAUAUCUGGUACUAUCACCUCCCUCUUUCUUUUUAGAAUUUCUUAUUGCUGUCUUUUCUCUUUUUUAAACUACUUCUUGAGUUUUCAAAUAUUUCUUAAAAUAAGGUAUAAAUUAUAAAAUCACUAUAACAUUUUUCAAACAGUUAAACAGAUUUUUCAUGUUGGAUGUCAGUUUUACAAUGUGCAGCAGCAGAGAGAUGUUGGAUCCAUUUAAGCAAUAGUUUCUAUGUCCUGUCCUUCCAUUCACAGGUGUGUACAGACACUUACAUGUGCACACACACAGACAUUAGUAGGACAAGCCCCUUGAGGCUCCCAGCCCAUGGCUUCCAUGUGUCUGUCUUGUGUGACCUUAGUCUCACUGACUUUAUUCUAUAAUCGCCUCAUCAGACCAACCAAUCCUUGUAAUUAAUAGGUCACCCAUCCAAAAGACACUUUCCCUUUUGCCUCUCUAGUUUCCUCUUAUGAAAGCAGUUUUAAGAGAGGCAUUUUUCUGAGUGUGUAAAGACUUUAUAUCAGAGCUGCUGCCUUGAAAUUUAGUUUUGAAGAUCAUUGUGGGUGAUCUUUAUUAAGUCUUUCAGGCCUGUAAGUUACUGUUCUAGCUUGGGGCUGGGCUGGAGGGGUAUGGGCGGGGUGGGAAAACUUUGCUCCAUCCAGGGAUGCAAAGUCCAUAGAGUAAUCACGAUGUUUCUUCCUCGUGUGCCCCUCCAAGCUCUGUUGCAAGGGAGACCUAUGUUGCCAGCUUCUCUCUCUCUCAACUUGGUUUUUACACCCAGUGAAUGCAUGGAAGUGUGUGUGUGUGUGUGUGUGUGUGUGUGUGUGUGUGUGUCCGGAAGCGUAAAGAGACAGAUGGUUCUGAAGGCUGGCACAGAGUGGAAGCUUCCUGCUAAACAGAUGUCCCUCUCGGAGUAAUGCAGGCUGCCCAAGAAACCUAUGCUUUUUGGCUCCUGCACCCAUUGCCAAGGGUCGUUCUACUCUCUAAAUAGGCAGCCUGAACUUCAAGUAGAUGGAGGGAAUGUGGGCCAGCCAGAAACCAUCAACAAAUACAAAGGCAUUUUUUUGGCCUGAAUGGUGAUAAAAGUUCAGAAUUGAUGCUUUUUGUUUGUUUUGGACCUAAGAUUUGGUGCCCUUUGCUAGGAGACCAGUUGGCCCGUCAGCUCUCAGCAGCAUUCACUCUGUGUAGCUGUAAAACUCUUCUAGGUUCUUUGGGGAAUUUCAAAGUUGAGUAGAAAAUCUAUUCUUGCCCACGAGGAACUAGCAAUUCAAUAAAUUUUGCCAAAGCCAAAAUCUAGAGGCAAUGAGACUAAAACAAACAAAGCACAACAAUAAAAAACUUGAUGCAAAAAUAGGAACAUAAUAUGAUAAUUAUGUUGUAAUUUUAAACAUAAUUUUAAAAAUGGUUUAGUGUUAAAUGGAUUUAGAUGUAGAGUUGGAAAAAUGUUGAAGAAAUAUUCUCUGCUGUAAAACAGGGCUUCUGGGCAUAGCAGGUUUGGUGGAGGAUGAAUCAUUGCAGGUAGGCGUGCAAGUUUGUGUUUUGGGUCUUCAAAACAAAAAUUGCGUAAUGGACUCUCUUGUCCAUCAAGCAGUUCACAAAAUAGACCUCUGACCAAGAGGGGCUGCAGUGGCUCUCUCCCUUCCUCUUCUCUUCUCACUGUAAUUUUAGGAACCCUUUGGGCAGUAGCUACACCUAUAGUUAAAGGGAAUACAGGAAGUACUCAGGGGAAACAAAAAACUGCCUUUCUGAAUAAAAAUAUGGAAGAGAAGAAAUGUCCAAAAUAGCAUCUGGAAACAAACAUUUUUAUGAAACUAGCAAAGAUGCUUGUCUCCAGGACAGACCUGUUUGGUAUACAAGACUGAAAACAUUUCUAAUUAGUAUUAUCAUGGUCAGUCCUGACCACAUGGGUUUUUUUUGUUCCAUGGUUAAGGACCCAAGUUGUUGUAGAAAGGCUUUUACUACAUUUUCAGUAGGGCCAGGAAUUUUGCUGCAGUAUGGACUUAUUGGUAAACAAGCAUUUGUUAACACCUUCUGCUGUUGUUUUACAAGCCAGGUAAGAGUGGUAACUGAACAGAUAUUCUAUGCAGUUACUCUUUGUAAUUGUGCCGUCACUCUUCCUGGAUUUGCCUAAGGUUAUGAAACUUGGGCUGGAUUCACUUCUUUUGCAGAUAUUUUUUUCACCUUCCGGGGAACUUGUGAAGGUUCCUGAUUCACAGUUUUUGGGCCUGUGAAACUUAAUGACUGAGGGAGAGUGGAAAGUAAUUAGGUUCCUUGCAAUUAUGAUUAUGGUGAGGCUACGAAGAACUCACUUUGCAUAGCCUGCUAUAUAUAGUUCAAGGAAAGCCAUGCCUUCUAUAAUCUCACUUAAAUUUGGCAAUCUUGGGGUGGGCAGGGCAUAUUUAAAAUCUUGCACUUAUCAAAUAAGAAAACUGAGAGGUCAUAGGGUCAUCCGGCUCAUAGAUAGCAAACCUACUUUUAAACCCAGUUUUAUUUCUUAUUCCAAGUUCAAUGCUAUUCCCAUGAAGCACAUGACCUCUUAAAAUUGGUACUUUUUAUUUUGAAAUGCCUCAAUUUUUAGUAUUUAAAAAAGUUUUGGUAUCUUUUUACAAAAAGGUAGUUUUGAGAAUAUGAAUUACACAUCCAGGUGAGAAAACUAAGACAUAAGGAAAUUUGGGGGCUUACUCAAGACCAUAAAAUAAAAUUAGAUAUAGCAUAUCAGGGAAUUGGUGACCCUUUCUACCACACAUUGUGAUUGUUGCUUUGCCUCUGUAUGCAGCUCUCCUUGGGCUUGGUGCACUUGCUACUGCUUUGGUGACUCUCAGGAAAUACAGGAAAAUGGGACUUAUAUAUUAGACUCCAACACUGAUUCAGUAGCAACAUGGAAUUUCCACUUUCUAGUUGCCCUUCAUUGGAGGUUAUUUAUUCUAUCUUCUACACAGGGAAAUUGGGAAGACAUAUGGGUUGUUUGCUUUUUAAAGCACAUACUGCCGAAAAAGGGAAAACCCAGGGCUAUUGCAUAUCGCCAGUUAUAAAAACUUUUGUUGUUGUUAAGGGAUCACUUUAGUUCAUCAUUUUCUUUUUACUGAUGAGGAAGAAACUGAGAAAGAUUAAAAGACGUGUCAAUAUCACAAAGUGAGGAUAAGUUUUAGCAGAGCUUAGGCCUUCUGAUUUUGUUUCAUUCAUUUUUUACUGUAUUUAAUCUUUUGUUUAUGUUGGAAUUCAAGCUAUUUGUUUUUUACUAAUGUUUUCUGUGCUUCUGCAAGAUUUUAUGAGACUCCCCAGUUCAAAAUUUCUUUCCUUAAUUUUCCACACCCAAGCCUUUUAUAUCUAUAACUUUUAUAUUUUGCAAUAAGAAAAAUUAGACUUAUAGAGGCUAUUCAUCCAUCCGCUUGCUUUCUAAUUGAUCACUUAGGAGACUUGUGAUAUGCCCUCCAUCUCUGUGCCUCUCUUUCUUGUUCCCUUCUAACUUACAAUUCCCUGUAACUGCAGCCAUACCCUUCUAGGCUCCCUGUCUGCCCUCCUUAUUCCAGUCAAGCUUGGACUUUGAUCCUUUGCUUAUCCCAGAAUGCUUUGUUCCAAACAUCUUUAAGCCAACCUACUCAAAUGUUAGCCAGAAAACAGCAAUUAUCUAUUGAGCUAAACAUUCAUACUGAAUGAUCAGGAAUGGUAGCGUUAUGAUCAAAUAGGGAGGAAAGUCACAGCUAUUCUCUGAGAGAAAGCUGAGAUAUAUUCACAACAUUGGUUUAUAUUAUCUUAGUGUGAAACCACUUAAAUCUUAACAGUACAUGUUGGGAUGUAUUGGAAGAAAGACAUCACAAAAGUAAUUAUUGACUAUGAAAAGCAUCCAUAAGAAAUGUUUUUAGAGCAACUACUGUAAACUAAUCAGAAUAUAAUUAUUCUAGACAAUACCCCAAGUAGGUGCCGAUCGUUUGAUAUGAGGAUUAGAGAUAAAAACUUCAUUAUGUUCCAUAUAAAAUGCCAGUGCAGAAUGGAAAACAAUAACACUUCAACUAACUAUAUUGAUAUUUAUGCAGUGUCUUCCACCCAAGAUCCUGACAAGUGCUAGUAAGCUAUCAUUAUGUUCUCUGUGUGGCAAUGAACAAUAAGGGUUCAGCAUGUGUUUGUUUAAAAAAGAGUCAUGCUUAUUAAUAUUGAUAGCAUAAUAUUUGGAAACUAUAUUAUUAUGCAGCUAUAAUGUAACCAUUUAUUCUGUUCUGCUAUCAAGCCAUUGAAACUGAGCUCUGCCCAAUGACUGCAUUUGCUUGACUUAGGGUUGCUGUACUUAUUUGUUGGAGGUACCCUCCCAUAUGUACCCUCCUUCAGACCUCACCAGCCUAUGGAUGCAACAUGAACCACAUCAAGGGAAUUCACAUUUCCCUGGCUUACAUCCCACUGAGGUCUCAGCAUCACAUCCCUGCCCUCCAACAAAGCCUUUCCUCAUUUGUUUGGGAAGUCCCAGGAGUGUCUCAUAUGUGAUCACAAAUCAUAGUUUUCCUCUUUGAACCCACCUUUCCCUGAUGUCCAAGGCACUUGGAAACACCAGGUACUGGUGCCUCCUUCAUUGUUGCCACCAUGGCUGGUAUCCUCUUUAGGAACAUUGCUUCCUUGGCUAGAUAUGGACUCCUGGUGUGGUCCCUUGGGUGUCACUGAGCUGGAGCCAUGUGUGUUUUGUGCACACACAGGAAGUGUUUCACUCCUAUGCUUGCUCAUACCCAGGAUAUCCUUGUGAAACCACAGCCUCAGUACUGCUCUUCUCCCUACUGGGCUUGGGCCUGGUGCAUGGGAUCCCACUGGGGAACAAGUCAUUCUCUUUAUGCUCAUCCCUGCAACCAAGUCCUUUUUCAGGCCAUGCUGAUCAGCUCACGGAAACAGAAGCCUCCCUCUCCCUUUUCCAGAUUAACCCAGAUAGGUCUGGAACCAAUAGGAACCCGCUAACAUAUUACCAGCUAAAAACAAUAGCUUUGCGUCUGUUAGGAUAAACACAAUGAUUCACACUGCAGAAUUGGUGUGCCAGAAUUUUUGCAGGCUGUGUCCAGGGAAAAGGAAGCAGGUUGUUAAGUAUGCUACUAGUAGAAAAAUAAAACAAACCACUGUUUAUUGAGUUCUUCCUAUUCACUAGGCCAUGUAUUUACUACUUACUGGCUUUAUACAUACCACACACAUACGCAUAUACACAGACAUACACAUACUUUAUUUAAUUCUUCAACCCUACAACAGAGGUCAUUUUUUCCAUAGGCCAAGAUAGGUAACAGGUGCAGAAAGCCAAUGGAGGAAUGGAAGGGAGCCAUUAUUUACUGAGCACCUGCUCGGUCCCAGGCUUUACGGAGGUGCAUUGCAUAUGCUGUUUUACUUCAUCCUCACAGUGCUCCCAAGCCAUUCCCCUUCUGCAGGUAACUAUGUGAAGGCAAAGAGAACAUAAUUUCUUGAUGACUGCAGAGCUAGUAACUGGUAAAUCUGACAUGACCCUAGUCUGUUUGAGUUCAAAGCCCUAGCUCUUUCCUUUGUAUAGCACGAGAGCCUCAGAGACAUUGCUUGACUCUGUCCCUACCACCUCAUUUCCAAUCUUUGCCUCAGAGGGCCUAACCUCGUUUUACAUCAUCAGAACCAGAGCUCUGAAUUUGACCAUUGCCCAGUGUUUCCUCAAAGAGAUGUUUAAUAGGCUUUUGAGGGCUAGCCUGAGAAUGUAGGCACUAUUAACUCUCAUUUCUAUAGGAAGAUAUAUGUCACAUUCCAAUUAAGUGGCUUACAAAUUGAGUAUGUAACACAUUCAAAUGCAUAUGACAUAUAUGUAAUAACCUUUGAAAAUUUGUAAGUUGGAUAUUUAUAGCAUUAAAAUAGUUAAAUUUAUUAAAAAUAAAAAUGUUUCCAUUAGUGUUCCUGUCUUUAUUAGUCAAGUAAGAGGACUGAGGAGCUAGAAACCUUAUUUGCUAUCCACAUUUGCUAUCCAGCUUGGAGUUGCUGGUAAAAGUUCCUCUGUGUGAGGAAAAAAUGUGGUAGUUUAAGCAUGAAAUAAAUAUUGUAAGAUCACAAUGAUCUAUUGAAUUUUUAAGUACAAUUAUAAUUUAAAUUCAUUUUUUUCCUGUAUCUUGCUGCUCUAUGUGAAUCUCCAGCAGAGGAUAAUUUAAUCUUGAAGCUGAAUUAAGUUUCAUAGUAACCCUUACCAAAGCAGAUAAUUUCUCUUUACAUAGAGCAGAAUUCAAGCAAAUUUGUAUUAAUUUUGGUUGUGAAAAGUAUCUCUCUGCUGUUGCAACUGUGACUGACAUUAUUUUAAUGAUUCUCAAAAUCAAACAAAUAUUGAGGUUUUUAUGUUUUUUUGUUUUUUUAAAUCGAACCCCAGCUUAGAAUUGAGAGUGUGGGUUAGCCAUCCUUCUUCUGGGAAGUCUAACCUAGCCCAUUCCUAUUGUAUUAGUCUAGUCUCAUGCUGCUCAUAAAGACAUACCCAAAACUGGGUAAUUUAUAAAGAAAAAGAGGUUUAAUGGACUCACAGUUCCACAUGGCUGGGGAGGCCUAACAAUCAUGGCGGAAGGCGAAUGAAGAGCGAAGUCAUGUCUUACAUGGCAGCAGGAAAGAAAGCUUAUGUGGGGGAACUCCCAUUUAUAAAACCAUCAGAUCUCAUAAGACUUAUUCACUACCACAAGAACAGCAUGGGAAAGACCCGUCCCCAUGAUUCAAUUACCUCCCACCAGGUCCCUCCCAUGACACAUCAGAAUUAUUACAAUUCAAAGUGAGAUUUGGAUGGGGAUACAGAGCCAACCAUAUCACCCAUCAACCCACCAGUUUAGGGGCCUUCCUGUUUGCUCCCCAGGGGCCCUGCACUAAUGCCCAUGUCUCCCAUAGCACAUGUGACUGUAGCUGCUUUUCUGUUCAUCCACAUCCCCCACUGGACUGCAAGUUCCUUUCAGGAGGGAAGGACUGCUUUGGAUUCACUCCCUUCCCUGUGCCCGGCACAGUGCCUAGUCCUCAAUAAGUAGUUAAUGAAUAAUUGAAUUGGUGAAUGGCUAAGUUAUUCCCUUGUUUUUCUAGUUGAGGGAUGAAAUGUGAGUUUUGGAUAAGAUAGGUAACUUGCUUAUGAUUGUGUAAGUAGUAAAUGACAACACAGGCAAGAUAAAGUGCCUGCCCAGGAGAAAGCUGAGACAUAGACACAGCUAGUCACCGCAGUUAUCGUAGCCAGGGAGAGCAAAAGACAGUUAACCAAUCGGAGGCUAACUAUAGCUCUAAUGAGUGACGUUAUGGGGUCUCAUAAAAGGGAAAAGAGAACAAGGAAGACACUGAAUUCUUUCUGGGUUAGCAGAGACACCCAAGUGUAAGAAUGUAGAAAGUGUUUGAGAAACCACUUGACUGAAGGCAAAAACCUCAUUGUUGUGCAUAUAUAUACGCCAAAUGGAAGAAGAAAAAUUAGAUAAAAGUUUCAGGUUAGGGUGUGUAUGUAGAUAUAUAAUAUAUCAUGUAUGUAUGUAAUGUAUAAAACCUGAUAUGCAUAUUUAUGGAAAUGUUCUGGGUUUGAUGGUGGAAAAAUCAUUGAAAACAAGUAGCUGGCAGUAACAGCAGACAUUUACUGAGUAUGUAUACUGGGACUGAACUACUUACUGGGCUGGGAGGAGAUACAGAAAUUAGAGCCAUUCUGUCAUUGAUCUUAAGGAGACUUUAGCCAGAGAAGGAGGAUAUGACCUUAACACAAAUGAAAAUAAAGCAAAGUGAGGGAAAUAUAAGUAAAGUCCAAAAUAUCAUUAUUAUUUUGUAUUAUUUAUUUGUGUUUGUCUUCUUUCUUUUCUUUUCCUCUUUCUUUCUCUUUCUCUUUCUUUCUUUCUUUGUUUCUUUCUCUCUCUCUUUCUUUCUUCUCUAUUUUUUCUCUUUCUUUCCUUUCUCUCUUUCUCUCUCUCUCUUUUUUUUUUUUUUUUUUUUUUUGAGAAGAAGUUUCACUCUUGUUGCCCAGGCUGGAGUGCAAUGGUUUAAUCUUAGCUCACCACAACCUCUGCUUCCUGGGUUCAAGUGAUUCUCCUGCCUCAGCCUCCCGAGUAGCUGGGAUUACAGGCAUGUGCCACUACGCCCAGCUAAUUUUUGUAUUUUUAGUAGAGACAGGGUUUCACCAUGUGCGCCAGGAUGGUCUCAAUCUCCUGACCUCAUGAUCCGCCCGUCUCACCCUCCCCAAGUGCUGGGAUUACAGGCGUAAGCCACUGUGCCAAGCCUGUAUUUAUUUGUUUUUAUAAGAGACAGGGUCUCACUCUGUUGUCCCCAGGCUGAACUGGAACUCCUGGGCUCAAGCCUGAUUCUCUUGCUUCAGUCUCCCAAGUAGCUGGACUACAGGCACAUGCCACUACACCAGGCAGUAAGGUCCAAAAUAAUCAAAUUAAAAAAAAUUAUAGAGGCCCAAAUGUUUGAGAAACUAUAUGCAGUUAAAAAUAUGUUAAAGAUGAUUCUUGAAGGAUAAGGCAGAAUUUCAACAGGUAAAGGUGGAAUAGAGGAGGCAGGUAAGGUAAAGUCAUCUUUUGAGUGGUUAGGAUUUGUAAAUAACAUAGAAACCUUUAAAAGUGACUUAUACAUGUUGGCAUUAUUACCUUUGGUCAUGGCUCUGGCUGGAAACCAAGGCAGGCCCAAGGGUUUAACUUAGGGCUAUUGAUGAAGGUGCUCUUUACUGUAGGCGUCUGGGCAGAGUGGACAGAAUCCAAAGCCUUGUAAGGCCCCCAGAGACUGGCAACAGCAGGGGGUUGUUGCCACCACUGGGGGGCCUGACCCAGCAGGGCAGAGGGUGAAGCCACAGUGGGACGGGCAGGGCUGGAGGCAAGAUAUUGCUUAUGAGACAAGCCAUCCCACCUGUCACUGUCAGCCCCAGUGUGAGCUUCCUAUGGUCCACAAGUGCCUCAUCUACCCUAACUUCCUUCCCUUUCUACUUUCUGAUCUGCUGAUGCCUCCAACAGAAACUCAACAGGAAGCCAGAGGGCCAGAGAGCCAGCGAUGGCCCAUCCACAGUCACCCCCAGGCACAGAGAAGGGUGGAGAACAGAUCCAGGGUAGCUGAGAAUAACCAACACAGACACAUAGCACUUUCUACCAAUUCCAGCCUUAUACUGAAAGUUCAUUACAGUUUUCCGCACCAGAGAAUUCAGCAAAAGACAGCUCUGUAUUGGAUAUCAUUCAGAGGGAUUUUAUUACUGACAGUACCAGAAAUAACUUCUUUUAAGUCCUACUUUGUGUGCUUCUAACGAUAUAACACUGUUCUCUAAGAAAAACAAAAAACACAUAGUGAUGCUAAAUAAGUUGGUUUUAUUAGGGAAGGGGAUAUUUUAUUAUCCAAGACCCUGGCCUUUCAUUUCACCUGGGUGCUUUUCAGAGCUAGGACUCAGAGAACAAAGCUCUGUGAGGAGACUGCAGCUGGAGACUUUUUCUUACUUUCUAAGUUCAUUCUUUUCUCUUUAGGCUUGUGGGUGGUUUCCUUUAUAAGCCAUUUUAGAAGUUCUGGGUCUCCACUGCUCCUGAGGUGACCAGACUUUCUGGAAAAUGGAGGCUGAGGCAGGAUGAUGAGCUCAGCUGGGUGGGCCCUCAUCCUGUCCUGAUUCCUAAGCACUGCUGGGAGUAAAUCCUUUAAAUUGCACAUCACAUUUGCAUCUCUCUGUUUACAUUUCUUAAUUUCCUCAAGAAUCGUUUGUUUGUCGAGAGCUGGUUGUUUCUUUAGCAAAGAUUUCCUGAAUAAACAAUGUAAAGAGCCUUCUUUUUUAAAAACACCGCUCCACUAAAUAAACAAAUACAGCAAUGAAUAAAUAAAGGAAAUAUCUAGUAGGUUAAUCCUAGUCCAUGCAAACAUGUUUUCUUCCACACAGCUGACUAAAGGCAUAGAUUCAAUAGAAUUCAAGUAGUUCUGACUCAUGCUCAUUUAAUUUAAUCAGCAUUGACCAUAUGUUUGGAGUUUGUCUUAAAACAGAAGCGUUUCUUCCUAGUUUUGUGUGUGUAUGUGUGUGUGUGUGUGUGUGUGUGUGUUCGUGUUCAAUGAAAACUCUAUAAGUGUUAUAGACUAUUUUCAGCUAAAAACCUUCCCCUCUCCUGGUUAGUUUCCUAAUGUUGUUGCAGCAAAUUAUCACAAACCAGGUGGCUUAAAACAAAUUUUUUCCCUCACAGUUCUGGAGGCCAGAAGUCCAAAAUCAAGGGGGUUAGUGGGACCAUGCUCCUUCCAUCGACCCUGGGGAAGAACCUUCCUUGCCUCUUCCCAGCAUCUGGUGGCUCCUGGCAAUCUUGAUAUUCCUUGGCUUCUGGUCUCAUCACUCAGGUCUCUUCCUCCUGCUUCACAUGGCCUUCUCUCUGUGCCCUCCCCACUUCUUAUUAGGAUAUCAGUUAUUGGAUUUAGGGCAUCCUAAUCCAAUAUGAGCUCAUCUGGAUCCUUAAUUAAUUAUAUAUGCAAAAAUCCAGCUUCCAAAUAAGGUCACUGUACUGGGUUAAAAAAAUGUCCCCACCAAAAUUCAUAUCAACCCAGAACCUCAGAAUGUGACUUUAUUUGGGAAUACAGUCUUUGCAGAUAUAACUAGUCAACAUGAGGUCAUCCUGGAUUAGAGUGGGUCCCAAAUCCAAUGACUGGUGUCUUUACAAGAUCGGAAGAGGCCAUAGGGAGAAGAAAGCCAUGUGAAGUAGGAGGAAGAAAUUGGAGUCAGACAGCUACAAGGCAUGGAACAUGAAGAAUUGUCAGAAACCACCAGAAGCUAGGAGGAGGCAAGGAAGGAUUCUUCUCAACAGCCUUCAGAGAAGGUGUCCCAUAAACACCUUGAUUUUGGACGUCUAGUUCCCAGAACUGUGCAAGAAUAAAUUUCUGUUGUUGUAAACCACUAAAUUUGUGUUAAUUUGUUAUGGCAGUCCUGAGAAAAUAAUUCAAUCACUCUUAAGUUUUCCAGGUAGAUGUGAAUUUUGGUGGUAUACUAGUCAAUCCACUUCACCCUAACUGUGAGGGGAGUUGGCCAAUGUCAUUCUACCUGUUAUGCAAAUGAGGAGCAAGGUGCUAGGGGAAGGGGCAGAGCAGGAAACUGAUUUCACUUUUAAAAAACAUUAUUGUGGCACUAUUCACAAUAGCAAAGACUUGGAACCAACCCAAAUGUCCAUCAAUGAUAGACUGGAUUAAGAAAAUGUGACACACAUACACCAUGGAAUACUAUGCAGCCAUAAAAAAGAUGAAUUCAUGUCCUUUGCAGGGACAUAGAUGAAGCUGGAAACCAUCAUUCUCGGCAAACUAUCACAAGGACAGAAAACCAACCACCACAUGUUCUCACUCAUAGGUGGGAACUGAACAAUAAGAACACUUAGACACAGGGCGGGGAACAUCACACACUGGGACCUGUCGGGGGCUGGGGGUUGGGGGAGGGAUAGCAUUAGGAGAAAUACCUAAUGUAAAUGACGAGUUGAUGGGUGCAGGAAACCAACAUGGCACAUGUAUAGCUAUGUAUCAAACCUGCAUGUUGUGCACAUGUUCCCUAGAACUUAAAGUAUAAUAACAAAAUAAAUAAAUAAUAAAAAACGUAUUAAAGUUCAAUUCUCUUUUUUCUUGGAGAUAAAAAGAUUUCUCAAGGUUCCUGGAAAGCCACUUUUUGGGGGCCAAUCAUAAAUAUAAUUUAACAGAUUAUAUAAAUAGCCCUACUAUUUAAAAAAAUGUAGACCCCUUUAGUGCUUUUAUAGAGCUCUGAGCAAAGAAUUGUAAGAAAACUCCAUGCCUUCCCUAUGAUGAUCUGGUCUUAUUUCAUGACUGCUAUGGUACUGCUUACUAGUCUACUCUUGGCCCUUGUCCGUGCGCUGAUAAACCUUUCAUGGUAUGCACUCACUCAUGGCUUGAUGGUGUCUGGAUAGCAGAUUCCCAGGGUUUGUUCUUUAGGCGUCAAUUUUUAUAAUUAUUUCCUUACAUUUUGCUCUCUUUUACUUUGAGGAAAGGUCGUGUUUCCUUCAGAGUAGCUAAGGCAUGGACCUAGGGUAGGAGGUUUCAGGAAUUGCUACUCUGAAGGACGAUGUUUUCUGUCAUCUUCCUAGAUUUCCAACCUGGGGCUUUCAGAUUCCAAUUUGUUAGUUUGCUGGAAUUCUUACAGAGGAAAAGGAGGUUAUGGUUCCACAUGGCAAGAUCAUUUGUGUCAACAUUUAAUUUAACAGUCAAUGUUUUUGUUAACUGAGGUAACAGACAAUCUGCAAACAGAAUAAAUUUUUAAAAGAUUACUCCAUCAAAGGGGACCUUCCUCAGGAAUUAUUUUCUAGAAUUCUCUAUCUAGACUGGUGAUCUUCUAAAUCUUCUAGGCAAAACCACUUAUGUAAUUUGCAGAGCCCAGUGUGCACGCAGUGAAAAUUUGGGUCUCCUUGUUCAAAAAACAUAAAAAGGGGACCAUGGCCCUUCAAGCAUGAAAGAGUGAUACCUUUGUUGGGCGUGUGGUGAGAGGAUCCCAGGGAAAGAGAAAACAAGGAGCGACUUUGAGGCACUGUGGGUGGUGAACUGCAUCCAGAUGAUCUAGCCCAGCAGUCUCCAACUUUUUGGCACCAGGGACCCAUUUUGUGGAAGACAAUUUUGCCACGGAUGGCAGGGGGAUGGUUUUAGGAUGAAACUGUCCUACCUCAGAUCAUCAGGCAUUAGAAUCUCAUAAGGAGUGUGCAAUCUAGAUCCCUCAUGUGCACAAUUCACAGUAGGGUUCGUGCUACUAUGAGAAUCUAAUGCCUCAGUUGAUCUGACAGGAGCCAGAGCACAGGCUGUCUUGCUCGCUUGCCAGCUGCUCACCUCCUGCUGUCUGGUUCCUAACAGGCCAUUGACUGCUACCAGUCUGUGGCCUUGGGUUUGCGGACCCCUGAUCUAGCCCUUUCCUCUCCACCUCUAUCAUACCGCCUUCAGGUACUCUUCCUCCUCCUGCUCUUUUGAACGUGCCUCACACCCCUUUAUUUUCCAGCCCUUUUGCUCCCUUUCUCCUCCCACAUUCCUUCAUUUGGGCAGCCUGCAGCAUCUUUGACCUACUCCACCCCACAUCUCUCCUUCACUCUGCCAGUUCAUAUGGUCAGGCCUGGAUUCAACAGCCCGAGCUCAGAAGAGCCCCUGCAUGUGAUCUGAUGCUCUCAUGUUGCCGUCUUGAAAUUCUUAAUACUUUUUUAGUUGGUUUUACAAAUAAGUGAAGUGGUGGAAUGAUAAAUCAGAGGGUUUUAAAAUUUGCAAGUUAAUGCUCAUGUUGCAUGAAAGAAAUACACAGGUAUUUGCACAAUGCUUUGAGACACUAAAGGUCUGUGCAGCCACGGCAGUAUCCUUCCCUGUAAACCAUGGUGAUUUUUUAAAAAAAAUUAUUAUUUUUUUUAGAGGCAGGGUCUUGCUCUGUCACCCAGGCUGCAGUGCAAACAUGGUGCUUUUGAUUCUCAUUUGACUUUUGCAGGAACAUUUGUUUCACUUUCUAAUAUCAACGAAAUGUUUGGAGUUCUCAGUUGUGAUAGUGAAUGGCAUGCAUCAUUCAGUGCAUUUGCUAUUGUGUCAGAUUUUCUGUGGUGUUUUAGGGAGUCAUCCAUGAAUUGAUCUUAAAUGAGGGCUGGAUAUGUAUCUCCCUCCUCCUGAGCUUCCCCAACUCUCCUGAUUUGGGUCUCAUUUCCUGUCUUUUAUGUAGAAGCUUUCAUAAGACUCUACUUUGAUCAUUCAUUGUCUUAGGAAAUUUGAGUUCACUAAGGAGUGUGUAGGCAUUAGAACUUCAUUGUUCCCAUCUUUGAGUCUGUGUAACCAGGAGUAAUUGGGAGAUGUUUCUGUCAUCACUUAGCCCUGGAGCAAUUUGUACUCUGACUUCAAGAGAGUAUGACAAGGAUAGUUACAUGGAGAGGGGGAUGGGUUUAGAAUAUUUUAAUUGCUAUUCUAGUACAUGUCAGUAUGACAUGAUCUGCAAAAGGAAAUUUCCCUAACGAUUUUAAGUCUGUACCAGUUGCAUUUUGUUCAUUCAGAAGAGCUAUGAAGCAAUGUGGAUUCCCAUUUUCUCAGAUAGUAGAUUUUAUAUAAUUUUUUUGGCAUGGAGCUGUAUAUGGAGAGAGGAGCUAACUGGUCAGCCUGAAUAUGCCUCAAGUUUAUGCAAAUUUCUCAAAGCCCAUGGGGUUCAACAAUAUCUUAUGAAUUGUUUCUUUUUCUAUUUUACUUUUUUAUUUCCAACUUUUGAUUUUGAUUUUUUUUCAAACAUGUGGGCAAGUUCAAAAGAUUAGUAUAAUGAACACCUACACUUGCCAUCUAGAUUCUACAAUUGUUAUAGUGAGUUGGUUCUUGACUCCAAUUAGGCACUUUUUGCGUUUUAUUCACAGGCCCCUUUCAAAACCUAUUGGUUUUGGCUUGUCACUCAGAUUUUCCCAAACUGAGAGGGACCCAUUAACUUCUGUUUUUAUGCUAAAAAAAAAGAGGAAAUUAAAAAAAUCAUAGAACCUUCCCUAUUAGUGUUGUUGAUGACAGUAUUGAUUCUUGUGUAAAUUGGAUUUACCUUUAUCCUUUCAUCUUCCUUUUUAUAGGCUAUUGAGAGUUUACUGUCAUGCCUACCUGAGCACAGGAGUUUGGCAUUAAAUUCAUGGUUUGUAACUUAACCAUUGCUACUUACAGAACAAAACAACUGGAUGAAUAUCACAUGGAACUAUUUUUCAUUCUUUCGAGUUCACACCGAUGUGCUUGUUGAGAAAGAGAAACAUCUGAAACACAGGCCCCUUGGUGUAACAUCAGUGACAACACUGCCUGUCUAGGGAACCUCGACUGGAUGGCUGCCAGCUCAGGGGUGCAGUUGAGAACGAUUCCUGGGUCGCUGUUGACUCCUUGGAGGAGACAUUUCAUGCCCACAUAACUCUAGAUAUUUGCUGAUGGAAAGCACAGUGCUCUACUGUGCACUUCAAGUGGAAUAUCAUGCAGAUAGCAGUGAAUUGCAUCAUGCAGAUUAGAAGGGGGGUUAUCUAAGGUAGCAUAACAGCCUCUUUUGAAGGCACUGAAAAAAUAUAUAUUUGGGAAUAGUGUUGGCAUACAGCACCUAGAACAAAGUCUCACAUGUAAACCAUGCUCAGAGAAUGUUCUAUUUAACUUCGUCUGUAAGAUAUGAAACUGUCUUUUUUCUUUCUCAUAUUUAACUUUCAGUUAUAAAGCUUUCUAAAUUGCUUUGAUAAUAUUCAAAGAUAUAGGCAGAUUAACACUUUCUCUGUUAUUUCCUCUUUCAUGUGUGUUGACACAUACAACUAUAUGUGUGUAGUGUUAUAUAAGUGUCAACUACUUAAGUGAAGAAAGUAGGUAUGGCUGUCUAGAAAAAGUGCUUUAAAAGUGGGAAGACAUACUUUUAAAGCUAAAGCAGUGACAAGAUUUUGUCAUUUGAAAUAGUGGGAUAAACUGUAGAUCAUAAUUCAUAAAUUCUUUAUUCUUAAAGAGUAAAAAUAUUAAUGAUGAAAAUCCAGGGAGAUUUGUUUAGGCUCAUGGAUCUAUUGAACCAUUUCAGUAGAAAGGAGAUUAAUUACAGUUGAAAUUUCAUUAACACACAUUUUAAUAAUUAAAAUAUAUGAAGUGAUAUGUUAAGUGAAGAUGUGAUAUAAAUCGUCAAACUUUAUUUACGACCUUAUCUACCAAACCUCAAAUUCUAUAAAAUUUCAAACUCUAUAAAUUGGUAGGUAUAUAAGUACACAAAUGCAAAACUUGAGAUUUAAAAAUUCUUUUCUAUGCUUCACAUCCCCAGAUUUAUAUAGGUAAUAUUAUAAUGGUAAUAUUCUUGACUAUAGCCUGACAUAGCUUAUUAUAAUAAGAUUGAGUUAACAAGGUAGUGUGUAGUUACAAGAAUAACUUAAAUAUUCUUGAUGGGUUUAUAGAUUAGGAGAAAAGACUUUAAGAGUCAUAGCCUUAAGAGUCAAUAUGGUAAGUGAAAUGAUGGCUCUCCACAGUUGUCCACAUCCUAAUCCCUGAAAUCUAUAAAUGCUGCCUGAUGUGGCAGAAGGGACUUUGCAUGUGUGAUUGAGUUAAGGGUCUUGAGAUAGGAAGGUCAUCCUGGAUCAUCUGGGUGGGCCCACCAUCAUCGCAGGGCUGCUUAUAAGUGAGAGGCAGGAGAGCCAGAGACCAAGAGAGAUUUGAAGAUGCCCUACUGACUGGCUUUAGAAUGGAAGAAGGGGCCACAAGCCCAGGAAGGUGGGUGGUCUCCAGAAGAUUGAAAAGGCAAGGAAACUGAUUCUCUCCUAGAGCCUCCAGAAGGAAUGCUGCCCUGUAGACAUCUUGAUUGUAGCCCUGUGAGACCCAUUUUAGACUUCUGACCUCCAGAACUAAGAGAAGAAAUUUGUGUUGUUUUAAGCCACUAAGGUGUGGUAUUUGUUAAGGCAGCAACAGGAAACUGACAUAGUCAGGAAGCAAGUUGGUCACAGGUGGAACUAUGUCUUUGAUCAGGAGAGUGAGAACCUGCUUGUGAUCAUUUCCUAGAGUAUUAACCAAAAAGUCUUAUGAAAUGUGGAAAAAAUAGCAAUCUUGUGACCCAGGAUUUACUGAAGCCCUUGGAAUUCAACACUCAGAGGUGUUAGGCAAAUCCAAAGUACUUUUAUCAAAAUUAGUCACCACAAUUAUGUUAGUAGAUGGAAAUUAAGCUGGAAUUUAAAUCAUUCUGCACAGGAUAAAGCUUUAACUUCCAUAUUUCCUGAAAUUAAAUAUUAUUCUAAAAAUAAUUACUUCCUGAAUUAUUAAUCCCUGAUAUUUAAGGACUCACUUUUUAUCUAUGGCUUGCCUGUAACCUUGUAAUAAAGUGGACCUGGCCCGCUUUGUGCUGGGGUAUGUACUAGCAGAAUGCUAGAUUGAAUUGCUAGAAAAAAGCCAGCCAACAGUUUGGCUGGAAGACCAGUCAUCUGCAGAGCACACCAGAGCUGACAGCCAUGGGGCACCUCCUUUCUGGAGUCUGCACAAGUGUGAAAAAGGCUACUUUAUGCUAAAGGAGCCCUUUUCCUGGAAUAUUUACUUAGGCCUCCAUCUCCCCAUGAUGAUUUACAUGUUAUUUCUCACCCCUGCUGUCAGGAUAAAAUGAGUAUUUUGAGGUCUCAUGAUCUGAAGAGUGUUGGUACUACCUGUCACCUGUCAGGAAGAUGGAUACCAGCAUCUGCUGUAGUUGUUGACUUGUAUCAAAAUAACCACACAGUACUUGGGUACAGUGAAUUCUGCUCCUUCUUUGUUUCCUUGGCUAGUGCUUAAGAUAAAAAAAGUACAUUAUUCUUUGUAUUUUUCUAGUAGCAUUCACUUGGAUCUUUCAAAGCAAAACCUGCAAAUGUUUUUACUUUCAUGAAGCUAGUAAGUAUAGGAAUUGUUGUCUUCUUAAUAGUAUAGUGCUUACAUAUGUGGGCUCUGGAGCCAGACUGCGUGGGUUUGAAUCCUGGCUCUGCCAUUUACUGGCUGUGUGACCUUGGGCAAGUUCCUUUACCCCUCCCUGUGGCUGUUUCCUCAAAAGGGGCAUAAUGAUAUUUUCUAUCUCAUAAGAUUGUUUGAGGGUGAGAUGAAUUAAUAUGUGAAAAACACCUAGAGUAGUACGUAGCACAUUUUAGUAAAAUAAUGACUAUGUAUUUACUUGAAUUAUUUAAUUCUUAUAACCUCCAUAUAAUGAGUUACGGGUGAUUUUUAUUCCAUUUUAGAGAUAGAAACCAUGGCAUGGAUAACUGGUCCAAUUCUCAUGGUUGAUUACGGUCUUUGGUCAAACAAUUAGAGAGAGGGGAAGCUUCAGUGGUAGAUCUUAAGAAGAAUUUGGAAUAUGCAGCCACAGUGCUUGAAUCUGUGUAUAUUGAUGAAACAAGGAGACUCCUGGAUACAGAGGAUGAGCUCAGUGACAUUCAGUCAGAUGCUGUGCCUUCUGAGGUCCGAGACUGGCUGGCCUCCACCUUCACGCGGCAGAUGGGGAUGAUGCUCAGGAGGAGCGACGAGAAGCCCCGGUUCAAGAGCAUCGUUCACGCAGUGCAGGCUGGGAUAUUUGUGGAGAGAAUGUAUAGACGGACAUCAAACAUGGUUGGACUGAGCUAUCCACCAGCUGUUAUUGAGGCAUUAAAGGAUGUGGACAAGUGGUCCUUUGACGUCUUUUCCCUCAAUGAGGCCAGUGGGGAUCAUGCACUGAAAUUUAUUUUCUAUGAACUACUCACACGUUAUGAUCUGAUCAGCCGUUUCAAGAUCCCCAUUUCUGCACUUGUCUCAUUUGUGGAGGCCCUGGAAGUGGGAUACAGCAAGCACAAAAAUCCUUACCAUAACUUAAUGCACGCUGCCGAUGUUACACAGACAGUGCAUUACCUCCUCUAUAAGACAGGAGUGGCGAACUGGCUGACGGAGCUGGAGAUCUUUGCUAUAAUCUUCUCAGCUGCCAUCCAUGACUACGAGCAUACCGGAACCACCAACAAUUUCCACAUUCAGACUCGGUCUGAUCCAGCUAUUCUGUAUAAUGACAGAUCUGUACUGGAGAAUCACCAUUUAAGUGCAGCUUAUCGCCUUCUGCAAGAUGACGAGGAAAUGAAUAUUUUGAUUAACCUCUCAAAGGAUGACUGGAGGGAGUUUCGAACCUUGGUAAUUGAAAUGGUGAUGGCCACAGAUAUGUCUUGUCACUUCCAACAAAUCAAAGCAAUGAAGACUGCUCUGCAGCAGCCAGAAGCCAUUGAAAAGCCAAAAGCCUUAUCCCUUAUGCUGCAUACAGCAGAUAUUAGCCAUCCAGCAAAAGCAUGGGACCUCCAUCAUCGCUGGACAAUGUCACUCCUGGAGGAGUUCUUCAGACAGGGUGACAGAGAAGCAGAGCUGGGGCUGCCUUUUUCUCCUCUGUGUGACCGAAAGUCCACUAUGGUUGCUCAGUCACAAGUAGGUUUCAUUGAUUUCAUCGUGGAACCCACCUUCACUGUGCUUACGGACAUGACCGAGAAGAUUGUGAGUCCAUUAAUCGAUGAAACCUCUCAAACUGGUGGGACAGGACAGAGGCGUUCGAGUUUGAAUAGCAUCAGCUCGUCAGAUGCCAAGCGAUCAGGUGUCAAGACCUCUGGUUCAGAGGGAAGUGCCCCGAUCAACAAUUCUGUCAUCUCCGUUGACUAUAAGAGCUUUAAAGCUACUUGGACGGAAGUGGUGCACAUCAAUCGGGAGAGAUGGAGGGCCAAGGUACCCAAAGAGGAGAAGGCCAAGAAGGAAGCAGAGGAAAAGGCUCGCCUGGCCGCAGAGGAGCAGCAAAAGGAAAUGGAAGCCAAAAGCCAGGCUGAAGAAGGCGCAUCUGGCAAAGCUGAGAAAAAGACGUCUGGAGAAACUAAGAAUCAAGUCAAUGGAACACGGGCAAACAAAAGUGACAACCCUCGUGGGAAAAACUCCAAAGCCGAGAAGUCAUCAGGAGAACAGCAACAGAAUGGUGACUUCAAAGAUGGUAAAAAUAAGACAGACAAGAAGGAUCACUCUAACAUCGGAAAUGAUUCAAAGAAAACAGAUGGCACAAAACAGCGUUCUCACGGCUCACCAGCCCCAAGCACCAGCUCCACGUGUCGCCUUACGUUGCCAGUCAUCAAGCCUCCUUUGCGUCAUUUUAAACGCCCUGCUUACGCAUCUAGCUCCUAUGCACCUUCAGUCUCAAAGAAAACUGAUGAGCAUCCUGCAAGGUACAAGAUGCUGGAUCAGAGGAUCAAAAUGAAAAAGAUUCAGAACAUCUCACAUAACUGGAACAGAAAAUAGGCCGAGGGGAAGAAGAGAGGGAGUGAAGGAGGGUCUACCUAUCUGCUUCUCAGCACCCACUGGCCACAGCAGGACACACCUCCAAGACCCUUGGAGGCUGUUGGAGCAGGUACUAUCCUGGUUGACUCCACCAAGGUGAAAUGAAAGUUGUAUGUGAUUUUCCUCUUUGUUGUUCUUGUAUAGACUUUUCAAUUGCUGUAUGUGGGAUCAGCCCAGACGCCAGCAACAAACUAGCAAGAGGGGUGUUUUUAUGGUAUAAGUCUCUAAAAGUCUAAAUUGGACCAAAAUUAAAAUGACACAAACUUAAAAAAAAAUAAAAUUCCUCUCAUUGCCACUUUUUUCAAUCUCUAAAAGUUAGUUGCCCCCAAAAGAAUAUUGGUUUAAUAAUCAUCAUAUUUAAGAAAUGCACUGAUAAAAACAUAUUUUCCAAUUUUAAAUACACCUAUUUAAAAUGUAAAUACACUUAUUUAAAAUUCAAGUAAAUAUGUAACUAUCAAAGUAAAUGUAUUCAAAACAGAAGUUGUGCUUCUGAAUGUAAAAAUAUUAAAAGGAAGAGAAGACGGAUGAAUUGUUGUAUUCAUGGACAUUUCAGAAUUCACGCUUAUAAAGCAAAUCCAAGUUAAAAAACAAAAAAAGAUUUUUGUGCCUCAUGAAGAUUGUGCCUCAUGCCCAAUAACCUCAUGUACUUUGAAGGAUGUGAAGGUUUGCAAGAGAUGCAUUUGGCUUCAUUUUCCUCUAAUCUUUUACUUCUACCCACAGUAGAUGAUACAAAAAAUCUUGCCUUAAAGACUGCAGGUUUAAGAGUCAUUGCAAAAGAUGUCAGUUUGAUUUUGUGGUCCUAGGCCAAGAGGGUGUAAAAUUCUGAGCCUAGUUUAAAUUCUUUAUUUUCAGAUUGUUCUGGACUGAAAAUAAAGAAUUUAAACUAGGCUAGAGAUGCCUUUAAGUUACAUUUCAGAUCCUCUUCACAGCACGCUACAUAUCUAAAGCCCUUGAGAUCCUGAUUGUUCUCACAGUUGUUGGUGGAAUCCAUAGUUUUAUAACUCACCUCUUUUUAUGGUGGCAUUGUUAGCCCUUCUGUGUCUCUCCCUAGGAUUUUUAAUUCAGGACUAAAAUCACAGAAGUAGCAAGGAAAGGCUCAAGACUAGAGAUAGCUUUCAAUCUCUUCAGAAAUAGCCUGGUGCAGUGAGAAAACUAGGUUUGUUUUCAGGCCAGUCUGAUCUUCAUCCUAUUCUGUCUAUAACUAGUUGCAGGUCCUUGCUCGGAUGGCAUAAUUUUUUGAUGCCUCCAUUUGCUUAACUAGAAACUAGGAUUCAUAUACACACUCUGCACUUUGUAUUGAAGAUUAAUGAUAAUGUAGGUUUUGGUUGCUGUGGCUGAGCCUGGCCAGUAAUAGGUGCAUAACAGAAGUAGCUAAGAGCAUUUCAUAAUCAGGAUGAACUCUCCAGGACAGCCCUACAAAGAAGGAGCUGUUUGUUCCCGGAUGGCCUCGACCUUCCAGGCUUGAUUGUAAAGAGUUUAGUGUCCUCUCCUUCUCUCAUUCCCUGCAGUUCAUUUCCAAUAAACUGCAGUUAUUCAAGUUGAGCAAGUUCCGGAAUUUAGUGCCUACCAUGCUAUUGGGCAGUUUAUUUAUAAUGUGCUUUAUGAUGAUACUUCAGAGAAAUUUAAUUGCUAUACAAAAAGACGAAUCAUUGUGACUUUUCGUUAAGGAGGCGAUUGCAAUUCUUUGCUCCCUGCCUGGUGUCUGGGUUAGAAGGCCCUUCUGCAGGCUGGUAGUGUCUGUUCCACCUGGAUUAGGUUAACUCAACAGGUAAUUCCUAUCUGUUUAUACACAGAUGCUUUAGCGCUUGCUGUACAAAGUCAUUUGGCUACACACUGAGGAGGCCCAUGGGAGUAGUAGCCUCCUCAAAUAAUGUUCCCUACCUAUCUGUCAAUACCUUCCAUCUUAGGUAUUGAGAAUUUAAUGAGGCUGUGUUUUCUUGGCUGUGCUUCUUGAUGUUGGAAGCCAUGUUCCUGGGGAACAAAUCUGUAUUCUUUUCUCCUAAGAUGUGAGUUUUUUUCAACCUUUGCUAAUAUUUUAAUGGAGCAAAUGUACAGAUGUUGAGAUUUUGCACUGCUUAUAAAAUGCCUACCAUGUUUUUUGCAUAAUGGAUUGUAUAGAAAUGCAGAUUAUAUUCUUACAGCAAAUAAAAAGAUGCUUUUAACAGA
Molecule: messenger RNA, 52528 nt
Organism: Homo sapiens (human)
Lineage: Eukaryota; Metazoa; Chordata; Mammalia; Primates; Hominidae
Gene: PDE1C
Product: phosphodiesterase 1C
Exons: 17
Coding region: 48533-50323 (596 amino acids)
Biological process (GO): signal transduction; negative regulation of renin secretion into blood stream
Cellular component (GO): lysosome; cilium
Molecular function (GO): 3',5'-cyclic-GMP phosphodiesterase activity; calmodulin-activated dual specificity 3',5'-cyclic-GMP, 3',5'-cyclic-AMP phosphodiesterase activity; 3',5'-cyclic-AMP phosphodiesterase activity
Source: RefSeq, a predicted model, not a curated record